CGCGUCCUACGCUGCUGACAGAAGAAGGAAGCGUGCCUCUUGCAUUGUCUCCAUUCUGUGGGUGCAUUGCCUGGCUCCUCCAUCAUGGAGGCGGUUGACUGAGCUCAUGCCAGGGUCCAUGGGUAUAAAGGGGGCUGCCUGCAGGCUGCUGGCUAUGGAGAGUGUGCGAUGGGCUUUCCACUGUGGCUCCUGGGCUCCCACCCGUGCAGAAUGGCUGCUGUGUGCCCAGUGUGUGCAGCCAGAAGAGAAGCACCGCAUUGGGCAGUUCAUGUUUACCAGGGAUGCCAAGGCUGCCAUGGUACCCAGCUUCUUAGUGUUUAUUACCGCUCCAUAAUAAUCAUAAUUAGUUAUAUGGCACCAUUUCUAGGGUUAAAGGUGGCCAGCAGAUACACCUCCCCUCUUACAGUGAUGGGAGUUUGCAGCUGGGGGUGGUCUGCCUCUUAACCCCCCUCCCCAUAUCCAGAGAUGAAAAACACUGCAGUGGUGAUCUGCCUCCUAAUCCCCUGGGGAUGAAAGGCACCAUGCAGUGGUGGUGGUCUGCCUCCUAAUCCCCUGGGGAUGAAAGGCACUAUGCAGUGGUGGUGGUCUGCCUCCUAAUCCCCUGGGGAUGGGAGACACUAUGCAGUGGUGGUGGUCUGCCUCCUAACUACCCCUAGGGAUGGAAGACACUAUGCAGUGGUGGUGGCCUGUCUCCUAACUACCCCUAGGGAUGGAAGACACUAUGCAGUGGUGGUGGUCUGCUUCCUAACUACCCCUAGGGAUGAAAGGCACCAUGCAGUGGUGGGCUGCCUCCUAAUCCCCUGGGGAUGAAAGACAAUAUGCAGUGGUGGUGGUCUGCCUCCUAAUCCCCUGGGGAUGAAAGACUAUGCUUUGGUGGUGGUCUGCCUCCUAACUAACCCUAAACAUGAAAGACACUAUGCAGUAGUAGUCUGCCUCCUAAUUACCCCUAGGGAUGAAAGGCACUAUGCAGUGGUGGUGGUCUGCUUCCUAACUACCCCUAGGGAUGAAAGGCACUAUACAGUGGUGGUGGCCUGACUCCUAACUACUCCUAGGAAUGAAAUGCACUAUGCAGUGGUGGUGGUAUACUUCUUAAACCUCAUUAGGUAUGAAAGUCACUAUACAGUGGAGGUGAUCUGCCUCCUAAGCCCCCCUAGGGAUGAAAAAACACUAUGCAGUGUUGGUGGUUGACCUGCAGAUCACCAGCAUUGUAACUCUCUAUAUUAUAAUGCAAUGGGUUACUUGGUUAAAAAAAUUUUUACAUCAUAAUGUAAGCUCAUUUGAGCAGGGCCCUCAAGCACCUCUGCGUUCCAACUUGUCUGCUUACAAAAUCUUGCGUGUUAGUCCACCCAUUGUACAGCGCUGUAGAAUUUGUUGACGUUUUAUAAAUCGGAAUAAUAAUAAUUCACAGAACUACAGAUUGCAGAUCAGAUUGAAUUCUGAAUGGGAAAAUUUAGGCUAUAGUAACUGAUCUGAAAAAAACCUCCAACGUAGCUAUGGACACAGUUUGGAUUUAUUUAUUUUUAUCCUAAAUUUAACCAUUUGGUUUAAAUUUGCUUAACUUCACAUUUUAGUGAAUAGACCCCUAAUGUGUGAAUUAAGAAUUUUAGGCCAGAAUAACUAAGGCAAAACACAGCUGUUUGUUUAUUUAUUUUUUCUUCAAUUCAGCUAUUUUGUCGUAAAAUGUGCUUUGCAUCCCUACAAUUCACCCAAUAGUGAAUACACUGUGUAGUGACAAUGUGGCAUGCAGCCUGUUGAAAACCUAUUACUCCCAAAAUAUACAUUCAUUUAUAAUUUUGCCUCUCUUAAUAGCACAAUAAACUGUGAGGUUGCAUGGCACAGAAAGCUGCCUUUUAAUGGUUAUGUUUAGAUCUUCUUUUUUAUACUUUUGUAAUAUGCGUUUGCUGCUGAAAUAGUGUGAAUUUGUAUUUUGGGGAUCUCUGCAAAUAAUAAAACUAAGGUCGCAAUUGUGUAUUUUAAUAAAUAAGAGUUACAUAUACAGAAACACCCAACAAAAUAUUUAUAACAUAGUUUAUAACAGCAAGUUUUUGGAAAUAAAUAGCUGACAGCCAUAAUAUAAUGGAAAGCAGGUCUGGGUGCUACAAUUUAUUGUCCCUCCCCCCCUGUAAAUGCCAAUAAAUUAUAUUGGUGUGUAGUGCUGCUGUGGUAAGAGAGAAAACAUACCUCCACGGCACUUCAAGAGACACUCCAGGCACCAAGACCAGUUCUGCCCAUUGGAGUGGUCUGGGUGCCAACUCCCACUACCCUCAACCCUGCAAAUGUAACUAUUGCAGUUUUCAUAAACUGCAAUAAUUACCUUGCAGGGUUAACUCCUCCAAGUGGCUGUCUACUAGACAGCCACUAGAGGGCACUUCCUGCUUCAUAGCACUGUGCUAGAGCAUCGCUGGACGUCCUCACGCCGUGCGAGGACCUCCAGCGUCGCUCAAUACCCCAUAGGAAAGCAUUGAAAAGCAUUUUCAAUGCUUUCCUAUAGAGAGCUCUAAUGCGCAUGCAUGACAUUGCCGCGCAUGCACAUUAGGUCUCCUCAGCCGGCGGGCAGGAUCAGUCUCCCCCGCCGGCUGACGUAAUGAAGGGGAGGAGGUGGUCAUCGACGGGGGUCUCAGGUAAGUCACUGAAGGGGUUUUCGCCUCUUCAGAAACCGGGGAUGGGUGAUGGGAGGGAGAGGGGACCUGCAGUGCCAGGAAAACAGAUUGUUUGUUUUCCUGGCACUGGAGAGUCCCUUUCAGUACUUUGGAUGCCUUAAAUGGCCAUUAUACCUCUGGUGCACUCAUGCCACUUUAACCCCUUAAGGACCAAACUUCUGGAAUAAAAGGGAAUCAUGACAUGUCACACAUGUCAUGUGUCCUUAAGGGGUUAAUAUACUCCAAAGGCUCACUCUAAAGGAUGUUGGGAACCUAUUUGGGUAUUAAACCCAUGAAAUAUGCAGAAAAUUUUAUAAUCUGCUGCUCCAUACGAUGCCUGGCACUAUUCUCUGUUCGGAAACUCAAGCUUCCAGGUGCAAACAUGCAUCGUGUCGACCAUGACAAAACCAAAUAUAAUUGUAAAUUAUUUUUUUUAAACAACCAAGAUGUACCCUUCUUAGUCAAUGUAGUAAUAAAACGUUGGAGAAUAUGAGUAAGAAUGUGGAUGAUGCUUAGUUUUUAGUCGCUCUGCAGAUAAACCAUUCAAUUACAGUUUUUUCUGGUUUCACUUCGAACUGGUACUAUAAGAGUGAGAUUUCUCUUGAAUACAUUUGUUGGACUUGCGUUAGGAAGGGUUUGGAUGUCACAAAAGAUUCUUAAUGUGUGUACACCCUGUUGGGUUUGUGAGUUGUAUUUAUGAAAUAAAAUUAAUAGGCUAAGCCUACCAGUAAAUAUUUUAAAAAUGUAAAAAGAUACUAGCAAUGCCUCAUAAAUGUAUCAAAUAGUAUUUUGAGAUCUGCAGCAGAUUUGCAUGUUUCAGACUAAAUGAUCAAGUUGAUGACGGAGUUAAAGACAACAUUCCAUGAUUCCCCUGUUGACACUUUAAAAUUCCAACUUUAAUGAAUAAACCUUUAUCGAAUGUUAAUUGUUUAUAUAUUCAGUAUUCUGUUCAGAACCACUCACCAUUCCCCUUUGCUUUCAGGCUGGUCGUCUUUUAAUAAGAAAGUUAAUUGCUGAAAAGCUUCAGAUUCCUUGGAGUAAAAUAUUGCUGCAAAGGACAGCAAAAGGAAAACCAUUUCUUGUCAAUGAAAUCUCAAGCCAACAUCUGAACUUUAACUUCAAUGUUUCUCAUCAAGGAGACUAUGCUGUACUCGCAGCCGAACCUGAGCUACAUGUUGGAGUUGAUAUAAUGAAAACAGAUCUACCAGGUAUGCAACCUUGUCAUUAUAUGGAUACAAUUCAAGGAAGCCCCCCAUUUAAAACAAUAUAAAUAAUCUCCAUUGUAAUCCAAAUUAUUCAACCCCCAUUAAAAAACAGGAUUUGGUCAAAAUGUACAGACUUUAAGCUGUUUGCAAUUAACAAAAGCAUUUGAAAUCGCUAAACACAAUGAAUGCUUCAAGUGGUUUCCCCAAAUUCAACUGAAAUGACUUCUCCGUUCUCUAAAUUAUUCAACCCCAGGGCUGGCACGUCCAUUGGACGGACUGGGGCAAUGGCCCCAAGCGGCGCUGUAACAUAUACAUGCAAAGAGGCAGCUCUCCAGCCGCCUAAAUCGCCUUGGGGCAGACUGAUCCGUCUGGUCCUCGGGGAGAACCUGACACCUGGUCGGGGGGGUUGGCGGCGCCGACAUGCCCUGUGUGCCGCAGUCUGCCCUGCAGGAGAGAGACACACUGUAACUGUCACCUUCACAUUCUGUCACCCCCAGAUGCUGCUUCCCCCACUGUCACUCGCACAGCCUGUCACCCCCACACUGUAACUGUCGGCCCUGCCACCAACUGUCAAACCCACACUGUAACUGUCACCCUCACACCCUGCCCCCACUAUAUAGACAAACACACACAAUGUAUUCAAUACACACAACAUCCAUGGCACACAGACACUGCAUCCACUACACACACACACAGACAUUGCCUGCACUACACACACUGCAUAACAUAAUGGAUGUUGGCAUGCUUUUGGUGGAGGGUGCAUUACGUGCUGUGUGGAGCAUUGCCAUAGCAACCCACGCGUGGAGAAGGCAUGAAGGUGAGUUUAGACUUCUGGGCCACCUCUCCACACUACACAGCAUAAUUUGUCACUGCACGACCAGGGAAACUAGUGUUCCUCCUCCCUGGCCACACCUAUUUAUACAUUUAAAAAAAAAAAACAACAAAAAACUGAUCAGCCCUCUACACACACCACAUGCGCUACAUAAACACUACAUCCACUACACACACCAAACAUACUCUGCAUCCACUACACUUUACCCAAUAUGCAGGCACUACACACACUCUACAUCCACUGCACCCACUACAUAGCAUCCACUACACAGACACUGCACCCAUUACACAUAUACUACAUCCACUACACAAAUACAGACACUGCAUCCUGUACACACUUUGCAUCCACUAUAUACAUGCUUACACUGCAUUCACUACACACACUGCAUAAAAUAAUGGAUGUGCAUGAGGUUUGGGGGGAUGGCCGGGGGCAGCAUUUCAUCCUUCGACACAGGCAGCACAAUGUCUUUGACCGGCCCUGUUCAACCCCCUAACAGAAUCAUUCACAACAGCACAAAGAUGCAAGCACACCUGAUGCAACUAAUCAAAGGCUUAAUUAGUUGCACCAGGUGUGCUUGAGCUAGAACACUUGAAACUGGCCUGGGGUUUGUUGAGUGUCACAUUUGACUGUAUGUUAGAAAUAUGGCUAAGUCAAAAGAAUCGUCCAUAAAGUUAAGAGAAGAGAUCAUCGCUCUUCACAAACAAGGAACACGAUUCAAAAAUAUAGCAAAUGUACUGAAUGUUCCUGAAGACAACAUUGGAAGCAUAGUUUGUUUGUUCAGAGUUGAAGGAACAGGGGUUACACUACCUGGAGGAAGCUAUCAAUGGCUGCAACCAGAUUUCUGAGAAGGCCGGUAGUGAAAUAUCCUCAAGUGACUGCAAAAGACCUGCAACAAGACGUGGUGGCAACAUGCACUGAGGUUUCGGUGAGCACAGUAAGAAACAUACUAAAUGCAGAAGAUUUCCAUACCAGGACUUCAAGACAUACACCACAACUGACCCAGAAGCACAAAAAAAAAGUCAACUCCAAUAUGCUCAAAAUCAUAUAAAAAAAAAGCCACAAAUGGUUUGUGAUUCUGAGGAGUUGUGAAACAAAACUGGAACUUUUUGGCCCAAUAGAUCAGCGGUAUGUCUGGAGGGAGAAGAAUGAAGCAUAUGAUGAAAAAAAACACUGCCUACAGUUAAGCAUGGUGGUUGCUCGUUGAUGCUCUGGGGCUGCUUUGCAUACACUGUCACUGGAAACCUUUAGUGUGUGUAAGGCAAGAUAGAUUGAAGUAUCAGGAAAUCCUUGGAGAAACCUAGAAUGUGACGACAGAUCAGAACCUUUCAGCCCAUCUAGUCUGCCCAAUUUUCUAAAUACUUUAGUCCCUGGCCUUAUCUUAUAUCUAGGAUAGACUUAUCCAUAUCUCACACAUGCUUAAACGCCUUCACUGUGUUAACCUCUACCACUUCAGCUGGAAGGCUAUUCCAUGCAUCCACUACACUCUCAGUAAAGUAAUACUUCCUGAUAUUAUUUUUAAACCUUUGUCCUCUUAUUGUGGUAGUUUUUCUUCUUUUAAAUAUAGUCUCCUCCUUUACUGUGUUGAUUCCCUUUAUGUAUUUAAAUGUUUCUAUCAUAUCCCCCCGUCUCGUCUUUCCUCCAAGCUAUACAUGUUAAAACAUUAUGCGGUCUGAGAGGAAGCUUAAGCUUAGGUGUCAUUGGACCUUUUAACAUGUCAAUGAUCCCAAGCAUUCCUCAAAUUCCACCAAAGCUUUGUUGGAAAAUUCUACACUGGCCAUCACAGUCAUCUGACUUGAAAUCUAUAGAAAAUCUCUGGUGGUAUUUGAAGAAGGCAGUUGCAGCAGGCAAACCCAAAAAUAUUACUGAAUGGGCUAAGAUUCCUCAGGAACCCAUAAGCUGGUAUCUGGCUAUGCAUUUAGUUUGGAGCAGGUGAUAAUAGUAAAAAAGGUUCUCUACUAAUAAUUUUGAGACUGGAGAAGUCAUUAGAAGUUGCAUUUUCAAUUGAAUUUGGGGAAAGCACUUGAAGCAUUUGCUGUGUUGAGCAAUUUCAAUAGCUUUUGUUUGAUUUGUUCCUUGCAAACAGCUGAAAGUCUGUAAAUUUUGACAAUAAACCUAAGUUUAAAUGGGGGUUGAAUUUACCAUUUUUUAAUAUAUACCAUUUUUGUGUCAUCCUGAAGAUGAGAAUUAAGUCAGAGAUCUAUAAAGUAGAAAUAUUAGCAUGGUUAUUUGAUCUCAUUAAAUAACCUGUAGCACACGUUUUAAUAAACUCCUGGCUGGCUAACCAAUUUAAUUAAAUACCACACUUAAAAAUGAAAAGUGAUUAUGAAAUGUAAAAUGUGUAUUCAUAGCUUUACUGAAGUUUGCGCAAAACAAAUAUCUCUGGAAAUCUGAAUCACACCCUCCACUAAAAACAAUCACACAUUUAUUGAGAAACUGCAUGAUGUCUCUCAUCACAUAUAACAUUAUUAUUAUAACAGUGCUUACAAAAAAAAACAAAAUUAUUACUCCUUAUACUUGGCAGCUAUUUUCGGCACUCCAGAUCUCUUUGUUUCCUCCAAUGUUUUAUUACCUACAAUGUCCCAGCUUUUGUUUAAAUUUGAUACACUAUAGUUGGCUCAGGUCCAAGUAAUAUUGUAUGCUGUAUUUCAAAUCCACUCUUUAUUAUCUAAUGUAUGUUCUAUUAUGGACACUGUGUAUAUAUAAUGUUACCAUUAAAGAAGCUUAAUGAAGCAGUUUUAGUGUAUAGAUAAUGCCUCUCAGGUUUUCACUGCUCAAUUCACUGCCACUUAGGAGUUAAAUCACUUUGUUUCUGUUUAUGCAGCCCUUGCCACACCUCCCCUGGCUAUGAUUUGACCCAGCCUGCAUUAAAAAAAAUAAAACAACAAAAAACUGGUUUCACUUUCAAUCCAAUGUAAUUUACCUUAACCCCUUAAGGACACAUGACAUGUGUGACAUGUCAUGAUUCCCUUUUAUUCCAGAAGUUUGGUCCUUAAGGGGUUAAAGGGACACUAUAGUCACCCAGACCACUUCAGCUCAAUGAAGUGGUCUGGGUGCUAGGUUCCUCAGGUUUUAACCCUUCAGAUGCAAACAUAGCAUUUUUUAGAGAAACUGCUAUGUUUACAUUUGGGGUUAAUCCAGCCUCUAGUGGCUGUCUUAUGGACAGCCACUAGAGGCGCAUCUGCAACGCUGCAGGCACAUUUCGCCUCCAUCGCGCAGAGCGUCCAUAGGAAAGCAUUGAAUGCACAUUCGGCUCCGCUGACGUAGGACGGGGGAGCUGACGUUGGCGGGGGAGGAGAGGUCACCAGCGCCGAGGGAGCCCGGCACUGAAAAAGGUAAGUGGCUGAAGGGGUUUGAACCACUUCAGCGCCAUAAGAGGGGGACCCUGUAAAUUGAACUUUAAUCACGUACAGGAGGCUCUUGUAGGGUCUAGCAAGCUAUUAACAUUGCAGAGAAUAAGAAAAUCUAAAUUAGACAGAACUUGCAAUAAAGAAAGGAUAAACUAGAUGACUACAGGAAGUGUUUAGGAAGGUUGUGCAAGUAACAUGCAGAGAGUUGUAACUAGGGUUCAUAAACAAAGUGAUUUGACUCCUAAAUGGCAGAGAAUUGAGCAGUGAGGCUGCAGGGGCAUGUUCUAUACACCAAAACUGCUUCAUUAAGCUAAAGUUGUUUUGGUGACUAUAGUGUCCAUUUAACACCAUCUUUUCAGAGAAAAAGCAGUGUUUACGGACUUGUGAUACCUCCACUGGCCACUCCUCAUAUGGCUGCUAGAGGCGCUUCCUGGAACAGUGCUGCACAUUGUGACUGACAUUCAGUAUCUCCACCCUCUGCAUGGAGUCAAUGAACUUUCCUCACAGAUGCAUUGAUUCAAUUCAUCUCUAUGAGGAGAUGCUUAUUGGCCAGGGCAAUGUUUUGCUUGCGCUGGCUCUGCCCCUGAUCUGUUUCCUUGACAGUCUCAGCCAAUUUAAUGCUUUCCUAUGGGAAAGCAUUGAGAUUGGCUUUUGAUCAACCCUUCUGAUGAUGUCAGCCAAGCUGGAAGAUCAGGGGCAGUGACAACAGCAGAUUGGAAUAAAGGUAAUAUUGUACUUAAUUUAGGGGGGACAAGAUCCAGGGGAGCUAGAUGGUGUUUUUAUCACUACUUGGUCAGGAAUACAGGUUUGUAAUCCUGGCCCUAUAGUGUUCCUUUUAAGCAGUCUGAAAUUCAAAUGUAGCCACUUGUAAAAAUAACUCAAAAGUUAACCUUUCUCUGCAUUAAACCUGCUAUAGGAACAGUUGGUGCUUUUAUUUAAUUAAUCAGAGAUAGAACUGGGGACGGCCAGGGCAGAUAAUGUUGGAUUCUAAGUCAGGCCAGUGCUUUAAACAUCAUGGAACAUGCAUUUGACUUUGAGCUACGUGGGCAGCAUAGUAUAUUGAAUAUGAAGAAAACCUACACCCCUUUGCACCUUUGUCUGUAAAUAAUAGUUCUUUUGACUCUCUCUCUUGUUUUGGCAUAUACAUUUCUUUACUGCUAGCAGUAAUAUUUGGAAGUAUUUAAAUGUUAUAAAGUGGACAGUGCAUGGAAAAGAUAGAGGUGGUAGUAAAUUAAUUUUAAUGCUGUGCUUUCUACUGAUACAUGAACUAUAAUUAAUUCUAUGGGAAGGACCACAUUCGGUUUCUAUAAUAAGUUUGUAUUUGGCAUCAAACAUACUCUUUGGGUCUAAAGUGAGCUGAAUCCCCAAUUAUUUUCAUUUAUAUCAGACAAUUUGAAACACUAUCAUUUAGAGGCAUCUGGAUGGACAGCACCUUGUUUUAUUGAAGAUUACCGUAUAUACAGAUACCUGUAAAACUCUUUAAUAAUCUUACUAAAAGGGAAUAGAAUCAAUUGGGUCCAUAAGAAAGUGAAAAAAAGCUUAUAGCUUAGCGUGAUAAUUAAUAUUUCUUUGUUCUAUAAGCCUCUGUCUCUCAGGAGGCAUUUUUAUGUUCUUUUUUGUGAUACGGAAUGUUAUUUUUCAUUCUGUUUCUCUAGAAGAAUUCCUUAUCAGAAUUUCCCCUAUUUUGUUAUAUUUACUUAUUCCUUUGUUGUGCGAUAGGCAGGCUGUAUUUACUUGAAGCCGGGAGCUUGACGGAUUGCUGUGAACAGCCCAGUAUGGCUGCUAUCAGUUUGAGCAGUUCCACUCCUCCUGUGGAAUGAAUAGAAUUGUAACUGGGAGAUACUAGGGUUUGAUGAGAUAAAGUUGCACCUCAUGAACCAGAAUGAGAGGCUCCUGAUUGGAUGAGUCUCUUUCUGUUAAGAGAGAAGUCUAUCUGUUGCAGUCCUUGAUGUGCCAGUGCAGCAACUUAAGAAGCUGCAAAAUGCGUAGUGUUCACAUCACCCUGAGCCCGCUCUCUAAGAGUGACUUAUAGCGGCCUAUAUUUGUAAACAUUGUUACCUCUAUAGCACAACCUACCAGGGCUGUCAAUCAUACAUUCGGAACACUAUGGGUCUAUUUUUACCGAAACAAUCCGUUGUAACUAAAAAGUCUUGAAUUGCAGUCUUAAUGUACUGCUAGAUCGUUCCUGCUCAAAUAUUCAUUAAUUGAAGAGAUUACAGAAAAAUUGCUUCAUUUUGUCUGCUACAGAAAGCACAUUUGGAAUUCUUUCAAAUUAUAUAAGAAUAUACAUGUAUAUUAAAUCAUUGCUGUGUGAUUCAAGGCUGAACUUCCAAUUUGCCAUUCAUUGUAAUGUACCAUUUAGUAUGGAUAAGUGGUGCGGUUAGCAGUCAGCAGACUUGACAUUUUGUUGGAGCUUUAAUAAGUUUCUGCAGACGAGUUAUUGAUUGGGCUUGUCAGUGUCUUAUUCAGAGUGUCGGCCUGCUGUUUAGUCAAGCAGCGAAGAAAGUGUCCUUAACAUCAUUUAAUCCAAUUCUAAAUAGGUUUUCAUGGUGUCAUGUGCAUGCUUUGCACCAAUGGCUGCCAAUACUAGGCAAUCUGCACUUAGCUACAUAUAGAUAUGCUGAAGGAAUGUUGUUCUUCGUGCUUCUCAUCAUUCUCUAUUGAUGAAGAACAGACUCGGCACCCUGUGGAGUUACUUCUACAUUCUCCAUUGAAUCUUUUGACACAGCUCAGAGCUUUCUUAAAACAGAUACAUAGCAUGGCAUAUGAUUGCCACUAUUGAAGUAAACUUUUCACAGUUUUAAACCAUUUUACCUAAACAGUUUUUACUUUUUAAACAUUUUACUUUUUCUUAAUUGUUUUAAAUUUUUUUUUUUAAUUGUUGAAUAUGAUCUGUAAUGUAAGCUAAGGAUAUUGUAAAGACAUGACCAUCUUAAAUGGGAGUGUUGUGUCAGACUUAAUUGUGGGGUUCAUGGUGCUCAGACUCUGCCUUCUCCAUGGCUACAUCUCACUCCAAGAGUACAACACUGAUGCAUCUCACGACUGAGCUAGAGGAAGAUGGAGGUGCAUGGGGGUAAAUGGUUCAGGAAAGUGUUUACGUCUGCUCCCCCUCCUUCGAUUUACACUGUGUAAGCAGAAGUGUCACCGUGGGUUGAGUUUGUGUGGGUAUUUGCAAACAAAGCAAAGGAUCUAAAAGUGAUAGGUUCACUUUUAACUUAAAGGGACACUGUAGUCACCAGAACAACUACAGCUUAUUGUAUUUGUUCUGGUGAGUAUAAUUAUUCCCUUCAGGCUUUUUGCCGUAAAUACUGUCUUAUCAGUGAAAAGGUUGGUUAGUGUUUUUAACACUCUAGGCUACGUUAUCUAUCUAAUUAUAAAUGGAUUAAAGAGAACAAGUACUUCUACAUGUUGGAUUUUAAUUCUGUAAUUUAUUUAUAAAAUAUUUUACCAGGAAAGAUACAUUGAGAUUUCUCUCGUUUUCAAGUAUGUCCUGGGUCCACAAAUCAUUGCAUUGUUACAUUAGGGUACAGUAAAAUACAAAACCAAUAUUAAUACACAAUAUAUAAAAAAAUUUCACAUAGAACAGGUAGGAAAUAUAUAAUCAACCAUGACAGGUGCAUUCUGUUUUGAGGUAUGCAGAGAGGGAUCUCUUAAAGGACUUUAGGCUUUACAAUCAUUAUUGUACUAAAAAAUAUUACCUGCUCUGGUGUCAGAAUAUUUGCUUUGUAUUGUAAUACUUAGCAGCUACAAUAAUAUUCAGUGUGUAUUGGAGGUGUUACAGAGAUCCACUGCACUAAAAAUCAAACUUCUAUGCAGUGUGUAUGUGAAUAUAAAAUAUAUAAAGAGAGGGUGCUGUAGCAUAAUGCACAUUUCAUUAUACAGACAUAUCACUACACUAGAAAUAAAACAUCAUAUUUAUUCAAGUUAUUUUCUGAAAGCACACUUGUACAUCACAUAGAAAGCAGUUUGUAUAGGAACACUAAUGACAGCACAUUUAAUUCCCUGCCAAUUUCAACAUUGUACUCAAAGUAUUCCAUGCAAAUAUAAAGGCUCCUUUAAAGAUUGAUACAUUUGAUUCUCGGGCCAGUCUCAACAUGAUAUUCAAAGUGCUUUUGUGCAAAAAUAAAUAUCAUGCAGAAUCCCUUGAUAUCUUUUGUGUAGCUCAAAUACAUAUUUGUCAGUUUGGUUGAAUGCGACAUUUAACCAAGUAAGUUCCAAUAAAUUGCUUUGUGCCAAUAUAAACAAUCUGUUUUCCUUUACUCCAUGGAACUCCACUGGUUCGAGACUACGCAAAAGAACGCUCUCUCAUGUUUAAAGCGCAUUGACGAAGUCAACGAUAAUCCAAAUAACGAUAACAUAUUAAUAACCCAGCCACUUCUGUGGUACUUGUGUUCCCCCGGCCAGGUGACUGAAUAAAUAAAAUGCACUAUAAAGUCAACAGGAAUCCAUACGUGACCAUGAAUAAUUAAUAGCGGGUCUUAACCAAAUCCCAGAUACUAAGUUUAGCCCUCAACGCUUGUGUUACUUUUAGUGUUCACUGUAGGCACUUCUACCACCAACAUGAUUAUAAAAAGUAGUUCACUCUGUCACCUCCAUGUCCACAGCACCCAAUCCACCAAAAUGCUUUAUAGUUAAUGUAAUUAUGUAAUCCCUCUCUUCUCUCCUCCUUCAGACACUGCUUUCUCUUACAGACAAAGAGGUGGGAAAAACACCCAAAUAAGCGUACAAAUUUUUUCCCACCUCUUUAUCUGUAUUUACUAUUUUGGUGUUAGUGAGGUACACGUGGGAUCACUCCUAUCUAACGUACUAUCAAUUUAUUACAUAUAUAUUUUGAGUGCAGAGUGAACUACUUUUUUAUAAUCGUGUUGGUGGUAGAAGUGCCUACAGUGAACACUAAGCGUUGAGUGCUAAACUUCUUUUAAUUAAGAAUGGAGAUGCGGUGUUUCCUAAACUUUUAUUUAAAGAUCAGAUCAUAGCCAGAUUCCAAAACAUAUACCAGUCUGUUCCUUUUGUUAUUAUUAUUAUUGCCAUUUAUAUAGCACCAACAAAUUCCGUAGCGCUUUACAAUAUUAUGAGAAGGGGGGGGGAUUUAACUAUAAAUAGGACAAUUACAAAAAACUUACAGGAACGAUGGGUUGGAGAGGACCCUGCUCAAACGAGCUUACAUUCUAUAGGGAAGUAUAGUGUAGGGAAUACAAGAGAAACAAAAAGUUUUCAUCAAGACACACAUGUUUUUUCUAACCGAAUGAAAGUGAAAACUUUUUUUUUUUUUUUGUUCCUGCAGGCUGUCCGUCACAGCCAGGGGAGGUGUUGCUAGCGCUGCAUGAACAGAAACAAAAAUGAUUUAACUCUUAAAUGGCAGAGAAUUGAGUAGUGAGACUGCAGGGGCAUGAUCAGUACACAAAGACUGCCUCAUUAAGCUAAAGUCUUGGUGACUAUAGUGUCCCUUUAAGCCAACCAAUCAGAGCGCAAGACUUUCCCCUCCGUGGGAGCUUAAUCUUACUCCUUGCGGGGUGGUGAUGGAUUCUUUUUGGUCUGGUUGCUUGCCAUUAAGUAUGCAUGCCCCUAAUCGCAACACGACAGGGGCGGGAGGGAGAGUUUAAAUUCCCUUACUAAUACUAUGUACUUUUUAUUUAGUAUUAAUAAAGUUGUCUGCAAGACCAAAAUUAAGAAAAGGAAGGGGUGUUCAGAAUUUCGAUCUUUCAGCUUCUUAGUAGAUGGCGCUCUAAUCCUUGUGGGAUUGCCAUAAGGAUACCAAAAAGGAGCUAUCUGUCAAACAGCUACCUAAUUUGGUGCCCUUAAAUAUAUACAAAGAUACCAAUUUAGGGAUUUAUCUGCUAAACGGCUGCAAUAUGCAGUUAUGGUGUAGAUCGGAAUUUCAUCUGUUUGUAUGAAAUUCCAAUAUAAGCAUAAUGACCAAAUUUCGUCUGAAAACAGGCAGACAAAAUUUGUUUCAGAUGAAACAAAAUGUUUUUUUCCGUCUGAAUAGAUUUGGCCGAAACAAAAAUUUUGGUGGCGCCCAGGGCUAACUGUUUAAGACCCCGUCACGCUGCCAUGAAUGAGGAUCUGGUGCCACAAAGAUUAGAAAUAUUAUGGGUAAAGAGAAGUUCUUUAUGAGCAAAGAAACAUGGAAAAGGGAAAGUAAAAUAAGUAAAGUAAGGGUGGUAAACAUCAUUUUGAGAAAGCACCAGGAGGGAUGCGAAAUGUGUCCAGGGCUUUACCUAUCUUUUUUUCUGUCUAGUCUUCUUGGGUGGUCUCUCCCCUGUCCCGUAUUUGCGGGUAGUCCAGUUAUCUGGUAUUUAUAUAUAUAUUUUUUAGAUUUUUCGUUUUUGGGAUACUGUGUUGCUUUAUUUACACAAUGCUAUUUUUUUAUGCUUGCAGUACCAUUGCAUAUAUGAGGACUGCUGUUUUUUUUUAUAAAUGUGUUUCACAAUAUCUUUAUCCUUGUGGAUUGUUUUAAAUUAUCCAACUGUGUGGACCAUUGUGCAAACAAUGUGAAGUAUUGGGAUAAUGUACUCAAAAUCUACCCAAAUAAAUAUGAUCUCUUCUUCUGAGGGCAAACUUAGAGCUGGAACUCUGGAACUACGUUUUACAUUGCAGCACGAAGUGCAAAAGAGUCACAGUACCCAGACUUCUUCAAUGAGCUGAAGUGGUCUGGGUGUCUACAGUGUCCCUUUAAGAUGGCUGAAAUUCUUACGCUAUCCCAUUUUAAACAUAUAAAUGUCAUCUCCCUCCUCACCAAAACUAGAAAUAUCCAAUUGUGCAUGUAUCCAUUUUUAUUCUAUGUGACAUAAGUGUAAUUCUGUAAAAACGAAAUGAAAUAAAAAUGCACUUUGAAUAAUGGUUGUAAUCUAGAAUUAGUAUUAAUCCUAAUCAUAGUGUAGGCAUUGAAAAUUGCCGUGUUUUAGUUUUCAUUUACAUUAUUUAACUUCCUAUUAAUCUAGCAAGAACAUCAGAAGCUUUAUCUUUUUAGCAGACAUUGUAAUAACCGCUAAUAAAAAAAGAUCAUGCUGAGUUCACUGAAGAUUGAUCUUUUUGCACACUAAAGUUGAAUGGACCUUGCUGCUUCCAUCACUAAAAUGGUGCAACUAAGAAUAAACUGCAGCAAUUCAUCACAAUGACAUGUUUUAUUUUGGGAAUAAGUUUCUUAUAUCCUCUUUUAUCCUUGGUAUUGCCUUUUUCUCUGAAACUGAGAUCUGAAAUUCUAAUAAUACUAGCACGACUUUCUAGAAUGUAUAGUCUACAUUUAUUUAUGUUCAAUACACAGCAAAAAUAGAUUGAUUGUAAGAACCGUUUUGUAAGUGUGGAGAAAUCCGUAGGAACAUUUAAUUGGUUUCUUAAGGCUGCCCAUUUGUAAUUUUGACCCCAAAUGGUUUUCUGUACACACCAUGACCACGACAGCAGGCUGUGAUACUUUCCUUUUAAAUCCCUGUAGUUUCUAUACUUUAUAUAACUGCAUGGCAACACUACAGGCUGGCCACGAGAUUUAGACAGGGGAGCUGCAUUGUCCAUGCAACCGGAACACUGCAUUGUCCAUGCAACCGGAACACCAGGGAAUGCCAUAUUCCCCCUCCUUGGUCAGGUAACAAGCAGGGAGGGGUGACUAAAAAAAUAAAAAGAUUUAAAUAUUGAAAAAAAAAUUAAAAUAAAAAAUGCUCCCCCCCAUUUUACACAAAUUUUUACAUACCUACAGAAACACACACACACACACACUCUGCAUUAUAUACACACACUACACACACACAAUCUGCAUUCAUUAUAUACACAAUCUGCAUUCAUUAUAUACACACUCUGCAUUCAUUAUAUACACACUCUGCAUUCACUUUACACACACUACACAAACACACUCUGCAUUCACUAUAUAUACACACUACACAAACAUUCACUAUACACACUACACAAAUACACACUGCAUCCACUACACAAACACACACAGCUCCCCUGUCUAAACACACUGCAUCCACUACAUGUGGCAUGUAUAUUUUGUGCAUUUACCUUUUAGAAAUAGUUUAUUUUUUCAAAAUGGUAAAUGUACAGAAUCUCGGUAAGUUAUCGGCUAUUGGCCUGAAAGUUCACAGAUUAUCGGUAUUUGUAUCGGCUCUAAAAAGUCAUUAUUGGUUGAUCCCUAGUAAAUCUAUGGUUCUGUUGUGGCUUAUAGGAGCCAAAUUGGACCAGAUUGAUCCUACUAACAGUAACGUUGGGCCGGACCUGGGUAGACAGAAACUGACUGCAACCUGUAAUGCGGUAUUAGGUUAGAAAAGCAGGAGGUAACAACUAGAAAACAUAACACAAAAAACAAUAAAACAUAAUGCUUGGCUCUUAAGGCAGUUCAGGUUGCUGCUCCAGGCUUCUCUCUUCCUCCAGGCCUGAAGGGCUCCGCUUGUGCUGUGUCCCAGCCAUGGGUAGUGAGGUAGGGGUUCAACAUGGAUGCAUUAAGAGUUAUAACCAGUGUUUGGAGGAAGGUAGUGUUGUCUGUUAGGGAGGUAAGUUUCAACACUCUACCAUCAGCAUUUGUAGGCGUAAAGUAAGUCCAGUGGCAUCUCGCAAUUGUCCAGUGACUAUGCCAAGGGACCUCAGCAGUGUAUUCCUAGUAAGGGCUUGAAAGAAUGUCAGCUUAGAUGCCUCAAAUUCUUUUUUUUUUUCUUGAACUGCUGCCAGGAUUCGGUUCUUUUCCGACAGAAUGACAUCAUCGUACUAUAAUGUCCCAGGUGGCCUCGGUCAGGGCCCGUCUUGACUUGUUAAUUCUGUAGCAGCCGUUGAAUAAGAACUUUUUUGCUUGAGAGUGAGGCUUGUUUCUGUCAAGCACGGCAAGUACUGUGGCAAUUUGGCCAAGCCAACAGAGUCUGGGACACCUCAGAUUUUAAUUUAGCUGCGUCUGUUGCGAUCUUCUGUAAUAUCUACUUUCUGCAUCAGGGAGGUAUGAGAGUGUUGCAGGUUUUGCAUUUGCUCUCUCAGUCCAUGUACCUCUUGCUUGAGGUCCAUAACCAACUCCUCUGUGACUCGUGUGCGCACUAUCACCAUCUGUACCUCAGUUCUGACUAUGUCCAGAUCUGCCGCUGGUUAGCUAUGUCUUGUUUUGUGGCAGAGACUAGUGGUUCCUGUUCCGCAAUUUCCUCAUAGAGUGUUGUGGGGGACAUUGUAUUACCAGGGUCUGUGGGAUCUGCAAGGGAGUGUGCCCUGCUUGCACCGCUCUCUGACUGGGCCGACCCAUUAUCGUGGGAGUCUUUGCUGGAACCAGCCUGUGGCUUCUGGGAUCUGCAUCUCAUGUUGUAUGUAUGCAGAGCUCACCCUUUGCUAUUGAAGCUGUGAGUUGGGAAUUCCUCCGAUGGCAAUACAUACAUAGUUACAUAGUUGAAAAGAGACUUUUGUCCAUCAAGUUCAGCCUUUCUCACAUAUUUUUGCUGUUGAUCCAAAAGAAGGCAAAAACCCAGUCUGAAGCGUUUCCAAUUUUGCAACAACUAAGAACAAAUUCCUUCUUAACCCCAAAAUGGCAGUCUGGUAUCUCCUUGUAUCAAGCAGCUAUUACCCCACUCAUUAGAAAUUAUAUCUCAUAUAUUUUUUUUUUGCAAGUAUUUAUCCAAUUGCUGUUUAAACAUCUGUAUGGACUCUGAUAAAACCACCUCUUCAGGCAGAGAAUUCCACAUUCUUACAGUUCUUACUGUAAAAAAACCUUUUCUUUGCCUUAGACUAAAUCUCCUUCUUUAAGCCUAAAUGCGUGACUUUGUGUCCUAUGUAUAUCCCGGCUUAUGACUAGAUUUCCAAAUAAUGGUUUGUACUGGCCCCGAAUAUAUUUGUGUAAUGUUAUCAUAUCAUCCUCUGAGGUGCCGUUUUUCCAAAAAAAGAGAUUUGAUUUUUUUUAACCUUUCUUUGUAACUAAAAUGUUCCAUUCCUUUUAUCAAUUUUGCAGCUUGUCUCUGCACUUUUUCUAGUGCCAUAAUAUCCUUCUUUUGAACAGGUGCCCAAAAUUGCAGAGCAUAUUCAAGGUGUGGUCUUGCCAGUGAUUUACAAAGAGUCAAAAUUCUAUUUUCAUCCAGAGAAUUUAUGCCCCUAUUUUUACAUGACAAAACCUUACUAGCCUUAGCAACUACCGAUUGAUAUUGCUGUCUAAUUUGUUGUCUAUAACAAUUCCCAAACCCUUUUAGGUUAUAAGUUGCUUCUGCAUUCUUUGCCCCGAAGUGCAUAACUUUGCAUUUCUCUACAUUCAAUUUCAUAUGCCAUUUGAGUGCCGAGUCCCCCAUCCUAUCUAAAUCCCUCUGCUGCAAAGCAAUAUCCUGCUCACAUUUUAUUACUUUACAAAGUUUUGUGUCAUCUGCAAACACUAAACAUGGCUUUCAAUGCCUAUUCCAAGAUCAUUUAUAAAUAUGUGAAAUAGAAGCUGUCCCAAAACAGAACCCUGAGGGACACCACUUACCACUUUUGUCCAGCUUAAAAAUUUACCAUUAAUGACAACUCGUUGUACUCUAUCCUUAAGCCAAUGUUCUAUCCAAGGACAAGAAUAUUCCUCUAAAACCAAUUUCUUUAAGUUUGAACACUAGCCUAUUGUGCGGAACUGUAUCAAAUGCCUUGGCAAAAACCAAGUAGAUCACAUCCACUGCAACAUCCUGAUCUUUACUUCUACUUACUUCUUCGAAGAAGGCAAUUAGGUUAGUUUGACAUUUCGUUUCUUAAAACCAUACUGAUUAUUGCUGAUAAAGUUCUUCCCAAUGAAUUCCUGUAUAUUAUCCCUUAAUAGCCCUUCAAAUACUUUCCUAGCCACUGAAGUUACGCUUACAGGUCUAUAAUUUCCAGGCAAGGGUUUUUAACCCCUUUUAAAUAUAGGAACGACAUCUGCCUUCCUCCAAUCCGCCGGUACAAGUAUAGAAUCUUGAAAGAUUAAAUACAGAGGUUUACUUAUUUCCACACUUACCUUCUUGUGAUGCCACAGUUUUGGUGGAUGACGUACCAAGUGUACAAGAUGUGUGGCAGAUGGCUUCCAUUCUGCUCAGGCGCUAAGCUCUGCCCCCCGAGGUAGGUAUUUUCAAUUAAUCUUACUGCUCUUUGUAAGCUUUAGGACAUGAGUUUACCAUCUAAAUGGAGAUUGGAAUUAUAACUGCUACAAGAGUUGAACUCUGUUUAUUAAGUCCUAACCUUGGAGAAAGGACAUUGUGGAUUUAUGCAGUUUUCUUAUCCCCAAGUUUAUUCAUGAUAUUUUAUACAUAUUUAUCUGUGAAUAUUAUAAAUGAAAGCAUCUAAAACAAUAUCAAUCCCUUAUCUCUUAUCUCCAAACAUGGGAGGUAUAUGGAAUCUGGAACAAGUGCAGCCACAGGGGUGGAAACAAGAGUCAGGUCUCAGAUAUACAAUACAGUACAGUGUGAUUCUAGGCGCUUAGAUUGUGGUUUAAUAUUUAAUAGGUCUUAAUAGAGAACACUUUGUGGGUACUCCAAAUAACCCACCAAAUACAGAAAAGUAGAGUAAACACAGCACUCACUGUUUGUGAUACUCCCCCAAAACAUAAAGUGCAGCACUAAAAGCUAUAGGACCCCAAAUAUAUGGGGUGAUGAAAUGGUACAUAGAGUAAAAGAAAGUAAAGUACAUAUAGUGUAAUAUUGUAACGGAAAUAUAAGUAUAUUUAUGGAGGUGAGUGGAAAUAAACUCACUUAAUUUAGAGCCUUUUAUAGAAGUAUAGGCUCUAAACUAUGUAGCUUGUGUGCCUUUAAUGUGGCAUACACACCUGUUUUCACACUGGAUAUUUGGAUCAACCGCUCCCACUAUGUCACGUUUCAUGGAAAAAGGAAACUGAGAAUAUCUCUUAAGUGCAGUGAAAAGUGUAACAUACAGGUAUGAAAAUUGCUCACCUGGUGUGGAGCUUAUUAAAACUGGCUCCAAGUUGUAUCUGUUUAGUGUCUAUUUAUAGGGUGACACUUCCCCUUUGAUUGGAACCCAGUUGAAGACUCAGGAUGAUGAAAUAGAGCAUACCUUUUAUUUACCAAUGACAUUGGUAAAUAAAACCAAAAAUCAAAAAAUCUAAUAAAAAAAACUUGAUAAAACCGUAAAAUACUAAUUUCUUCCUUUUCCUGAUGUCCUUUGAAACGCGUUUCGCCUGUGGGAUAGGCUUUUUCAAUUGGUGAUGCUCUUGUUUCCGAGUUUCUGUAUUUAAAUCUCUGCUCGUCCUGCUUUAGGGUAUCGUUAUCCAAUGGAAGGCUUGAUUCCCAGCUGUAGCGUAAUUAGGAGCAGAACCUACCUAUGUGUUCACCUUCUGAUCGUAGUUCCGUAGUAAACGUGCACUCUUGUUGGCAUCAUGUCAUUUCUGGUUAUUUUUUGGGGGGAACUGCAAUCCCCAUACUGCUGUGUUCCGAUAUCCGUCCAUUACAAUGUUCAUAUAUGCCAUAAAGUACUAUAGAAAAUGAAAAAAAAUUGCAAGUUUAAUAUAUAAACGCUAUAGAUAAGAACAAAUAUAAGAAAGAAGAACUAGGCAAGAUAUAUAAGACAUAACAUUUGUUAAGUCUGGAAUGUUUUGCAAAGAAAAUCGAUAAGAAUUUUGGAUAGCUCUAUAUUGCUUUCAACAUCAUUUUUAAAUGUUACAAAUAUAAUGUAUCCAAUAAAUUGAAAUCUUAAAAAUAUUAAUUUCUUGGUACUAUCACGCCUAUUGUGUAAAUACAUUUAUUAAGAAAAUAUAUAUUUGUGUAUAUCUAUGAACAAUCUUAAAAAAUCUUUAAAAAAUCGCUUAUACAAAAGUGGCACAGUUCAAAAUCUACAUUUAGACCUAGCGGGGCUCAAGUGUUCAAAUUAAAAAUCCACUUAAUCUCAGUUUUAGUUAGUUAUAUAUUUAUUUAUUUUUGACAACUUUCCCUCUCCAAUUAGUCUCUAUUUUUUGAAUUGCUAAACAUCUCAUGCAAUGUGGGUCACCGUUAUGAAACAAUUUAAAGUGCUGUUUUUUGUUUUUUUUUAUAUUUCUUACAUGUUCAUUUACUCUUAUAUGCAAUGGUAUUUUUGUCCUGCCCAAGUAAUACAGAUUGCACGUGCAUACUAGAAGGAGAUGAAGUUAGUGUAACAUGUAAUAAGACUUUUAUUUUUUUUAUUUUGUACUUCCGGUUUGUGGAUUUUUAAAAGUUUUCUCAUGUCUUUAAAAAAACAAAAACCACAAAAACGUAUUGCCUGUAUUUCUGCAUGCUGUACAGAAUUGGCCAAAAUGUAUUUAACUUUUUUUUUUUUUACAUUUUAUUAUUAUUAUAACUAAAAUUGCAGAUACAAGUCUUGCCAACCUAGGGCAGGCCAUGUUCCGAGCUCUGUUGAAGUGCUCUGAGCCAGAGUUUAAUGUCCUGAGUUUACUCAGCAAUACUUGAACACUUCUAAUGAUGCCCUUGUACUUGAUCCGGCGCUAUGGGUCCGAACCGGGACAGUUGAGAGAUAUGGCAUUACUAUUUACACUAAAUUUGGAGGUUGAUACAUAAACUAACAUUCAAUGUAUGGAAAGACCUAAUGCUAAUUUAUAGUAAACAUUAAAGUAAACCUUACAGGUGUAAUCUAAUAAUCAUGAUGGGUUUCACCUAAUUGGAGGUAAAGCUGGAAAUGAGCUGUUUUGUUCACACUAGACCACUAGAGGUCCUCCAAGGGAAACAAAUACUCACAAAAGGGCAUAGAGGGAAGAUGCAGUGGUGUGUCUUCUAUAUAAUACAGGCAGGAGAUAAGUGUAAAGGAUGUUCCAACAGCUCUGUUCCUUUCUUAUGUUAAAUGAUCAUAGAGUCAUAAGCUGGGACUAUGAAGCUUAGCACAAUUAAUACUUAUUUUUAUUAGUAUUCAAUGAACACUUUCUUUUUUUUAAAUUCUUUUAUUAUUAUUUUUUUUAUUUAUAUAGCGCCAUCAGAUUCGGUAGCGCUGUACAAUUGGUGGACUAACAGACAUGUAAUUGUAACCAGACAACAGGACGUACAGAAACAGAGUGGGUGGAGGGUACUGCUCAAUGAACUUACAUUCUAGAGGGAGUGGAUUAUAGUGACACAAAGGGUAAAAGUAGGGGUACAAAGUAGGUUGUUAGAAAAGUAUUCACUGAGGGCUUAGUAGGUAAUUUUUGACUGUUGCAGGAGAGGAGUCAUGGGGGGUUGGGGAUAAAAAUCUGCUAACGGUUUAAUUGAUAUAAGAAAAAGGUGCUCUGUGCAAUUAGGCGCUUAACAAUAAUAUAUAAAUAGAACAGCAGCUCAAACACGCAUGCAGGUAUCCCAAUCCUACACAAACACAAUGUGAAAGAAAAAAGUGAACUUAGUGGAUCGUACUACCACCAAAAGAUCACUCAGUGGAGCGCUAAAUAUCAAAUUCUUACCCCUAUUGGAAUAACGUAUAUAUCACUUUAAGGGGCAGACAGCAUAAUAAAAUCUACAACAAGAAAAUACACAUCAUGGUGCAGUAUGCUUGUAAGGUGUGAAUGGAGUGGAAGAAGAUGUAUGUCCAACUCACAUGGUAAAGAGCCUGGAGAUUGGCUCAAAUCACAACAGCUGAGGUAUGUUUGGUAAUACCAGACCUUCUCCAGAUAUACAGCUCACAACAUAUGUGGAUAAAAAAGGACAAAAAUCCUAGUACAAGUAUGUUUAAAAUAAACAAGUGGUCACAUAUAACAGUGCAUGAAUGUGCUCACCUGGAAUAGAGCCAAUUGUACUAGGCUCUAUGUAUAAGCGUGUGGUGCCUUUAAGGGAGGCACUACCCUUCUUUAGAAAAUGCAGGAAGCAGUUGAAGAUCCACUACCAGAUGUAUAAGGUAAAAGUAACAAUUUAUAAAAAAAAAAAAAAAAAAAUAAAAACAAUUAAGCAAAGUAAAACUGUAUAUACAGAUACCAAAAAGUAAAAGUCUCUGGGGUGGUCUUCCUUGGAGUUCCGAGACGUGUUUUCGCCGUGGGGCUUUCUCAAUCAGAUUUUUUAAUUGAUAUGCUUUCUUGAAGUGCGUUUUCAAUGAUUUUUUUUAAAUGAGUGGAGACUGAGUGAAAGGCUAACGGAGAAAGGGAAGGGAGUUCUACAGAAGAAGUGCAGCCCUGGAGAAAUCUUGGAGGCGAGCAUCAGAGGUGGCCGUAAGGACAGAGGAUAUACGUAGGUCUUUGGCAGAGUGCAAGGGGCCUCGACGGGACAUACUUGUGUAUUAGGGAGGAUAGGUAGGUUAGAGCAGCAUUAUGUAGGGACUUGUAAACAAGCACCAGAAUUUUAAAUUGAGCCCUAUAUCUAACUGGAGGCCAAUGCAGAGCGGGAAGGUGUGGGAGGUGCGAGCAGACAGGAAAAUGAGCCUCAUUUUGCAACCGGGAACACGUAAGGCCACUGAGAAUGGGACUGCAGUAGUCGAGGCGAGAGAGCACAACAGCAUGGACCAGCACCUUAGCCGCAUCCGGUGUUAAAAAGGGGCAGAUAUGUGACUCAAAUCACUAUUUCUCUGCUGAGGAAUUUUGAGUUAUGAGCAUGCAUAUAAGUGCUGUUUGAACACCUACAGUUGGUUUGAUAUUUUGGGUUCACCCUAUUGCAACCAGAACAAAGUGCACAUUCCCAAGUAUUUUCUUUCAAGGAGUACUCUAAGCACCAUGACUCUACAGUGCUUUGUAGUGGUUAUGGUGUGCACAGUCUAUGGGUGUUUUUGCUUAGCUUGACAAAAGCCUGGUCUGAACCAGUGUUUUCAAUCUGACCCUUCUUCUGUGGCUUGACCAAUGCGAAAAAAAAUUAUACUGGACUCGUCCACUUUUGUAUGGCAGUGAUGUGCUGUAGGUAGAUUAUCCCAGCUCUCCCAGCCUAUUAUGUGCCCUAAUUUUGAUAUGUAAACUGAAUGUUCAAUUCACAAUUCUAUUUCUGUUCAUGUAUGAGAAUACAGAAUCUCCUUCUAUUGUGAAAGAUCUUCUACAUGAGAUGUUGAAAUUAAAUGAGAAUAUUUUUGAAAUGUUUGGAAUAUUUGAAGCAGGACCUUUUGCACAUCUAUUUGUAGUCAUUAAUUGAUGGUCUCCAAUAUAGUAAAUCUUUAUAUUUCCAUAAUGGUUUUGCUUUUUAAUUAUUCACCAUGUUCAUCACCUCUGCAUACCUAAUAAAUGACCAAAAACGAUUCCUAUAAGUGCUACCUAAGUAUACAACAAAAGAACCCCUCUCCCUCCCAGUGGGAUUUGCAUUGGCAUUAAAACCUGCUCCACACCGCCAGACAGCAGAAAGUAGGCUGACUUGGAGUCUAUUCUUAUGGGGAAGAACUUUAUCUAGGUUCAGAGGAAAGACAGACCCUAUUUAAAAACGUAAUAUCUGGCUUUAUUAAACUCCACCUGGAUUUGGGAUGAGCUAAAUAUGAUCUGGUCCAACUCCCUCCUGCCCCCCCCAUGACUCUCUCAUAAUAAUGAACAGCUUCUUCCUGCAAAAUUCCGGAGGUAUAGAAUAUACAGGGUUGCACAGAUAUACACAUUUAUUUUUGUGACCAAAAAUUAAUCAGCUUCGAGAAGUUACAGGUUGAAAUGCCUCUUUCAACCAGAGAUAUUAUGCAAACAUACGAUUUUGGGGGGAAGGGAAUGGGAGGACAUAUGAAAGGCUUUCUUCUAUAUGCAUUACUGCACAGACACCGUUUUUAGGGGGUAUACAACCCCAGUACAGUUACACCACAUUGGGAAAAUUCCCACUGAUGUAUGCAGGCAAUCAAGAAAUUUAUGCACAGAUGUGGUAAUUUUGCCCUAAGAUCAAACAAUUUUGGAAAGGUGUACAAGGUUUAGUAACUAAGGUUCCAUGCAGAAAUAUACUAUUCGACCCAUGGAAACUUCUACAAUGUAAGUCAUUGGAUACCUUAUCACGUGAAAAAAAACUAAUAAAUAAGAUUUCCCUAGCAGACAAAAAGGUAUUGAACCAAGCAUGGUUUAAACUGAAGUCUCUAUGAGAGCAGAGGUGGAAUACAGAGUACAGGACACAUAUUUUAUGGACAAACUAUCGGCCUCAGUCUGCUUUCAAAGGCUUAAUUUAAUACAAUUUGGCAACAGUAGAUGGCUUAUAAAGCCUUAUACAUGGUUGGGAACAUAUUUCUCCUGGCACCGGUCCACUCCUGACGGUUUCUUACUCCCAUUUCUCUCUCCUUUCCUAUCUCUCUCCUUUAUUCUUCUACUAUUAUUCCAAAAUUGAUCUAUUUCGUAUUGACACUAGAGAAAUUAACCAAGUUUAAAAACAACCACUAAUCACCACCUACUGUUAUGUUUUCCAAUAGAUGAGAUGUUAUAUUGUAUAUCUACACUAUAAAAAUGUACUAAUUGACGCAAUGAUUGGCUUGUUAAAAAUAGAAUUGAUAAAAAUAAAAACAAGCUCCAUUUGUGGCGUACACUUCAGUAAUAUCUAGAGUGUUAGAAGAUAGUGUUCUAUCACUUGUUUUUUUUGAGGGACUAAAAUUGGCAGUUCUUUUUAAAUAUUUUAUUGUUUUUCAUACUUGACUACAAUUUGCAUCACUGGUGAUGCUCCUAGUUGUGAAGCGUUGUCACGGUACUGAAGCAUAGAUGGAAUUGUCCUGAUAAAGAAUAUGCUACAGAUCAUUAUAGUGGUUAUUGGUGGUAGGAAUCUGUGGGUCCCCAGUUUUCAAAACACUUUUGUGAUGUGUUACAUGGUACCUUUUUCUGGAGUUUAAUCAGGACAAUUAAGAAAAAUCUCAGGACCGUGGGAGAGGGUCCCUAAAUUGGGACGAUCGCAAACUAGACAAAAUAGGUUUCUGUUCUGUAUGUUCUAGAUUGAUAUGUACAUAUUAUAUAUGAAGAAGAAUAUGUACAACUCUUGUUUAUAAUUGUAAUCUAGCAAAAACAUUUAUAGAAAUAGCUCAUUGAACAAUAUUCUUCUUUUACUGACAAGGUGAUGUAGCCUAGAUAAAUAUUUGUAAUGUUUGUUCCUUUUGCCUCUCGAAAAACCACUAUGUGGUGCUGUUGCACCUUAUUUAUAUUUUUCCAAAGCAUGUUAUACAUUUUUAAAGAAAAUAAAUAUUUUGAAGAAGAGUAAUGUAAUUGUCCUUGAUAUGAAUGGAUUCUUGCAAGAUUUAAUAAACAAAAUUGAACAGGAAAUGCAUUGAAAUGAAUUUAGAUUAUUCCAUUUUAUGAAGUAGGCUCUUUCUGUUGGACUCCUUGGUCAACAAAAAGUAUAUGCUAAAAGUAAAAAAAAUGUUUUUUUAUCUAUGAGUAGUUAUAAGCCAACCAGUUAGUUUGUAAUAUUUCUUUUUAUGAUUUGUCACAUUCAUCCCAUAAACAUGUACAGGCUAUGUGCAGCUUGUGUACCUAAAGAAACACUCUAAUUAAAUAUGUAUUAUAGUAUUUGUAUUUGUUUCAUUUGUUAUGUCCCCUGUUGGUUGUAGGAAUAAAAAAAGGUUGACGAGGCAGAGAAGGGCAUACCUACGAAUAAGUAAAAGAAAAUAUAACGGGCUAGAGUUGUUAAGAGCUUUAUAAGAAAAGGAUAGUAUUUUUAAUUGACUCCUAUAGGAUGCAGAAAGUCAAUGUAAGGAUUGAUAGAAGUGUUAGGUGUGAGAGGAGCGACCGGAGAGAAAAAUCAGCCUGGCGGCAAUGUUCAUUACAGACAAGCCAGUACAGCUUCUGGGGAGACCAGUUAGGAAAGAAUUACAGUAAUCCAUUUAAGAAAUUACUAGAUCUCCUUAACCAGGAUGUGGCAACAAACUGGACAUGAGGUGCAAAGGUGAGGCCUGAGCUAACACCAAGACAGUGAGCUUGCUAAGACCGUUUGAUGCAGGUACCAUCAACUUCCAGGGAGAGCGAAAGAGGAGGAUUAGUAUUAUGAGGAGGAAAAACAAGAAACUCAGUUUUAGAGAUAUUGAGCUUCAAACAGAUUAGAAGGGGAGAGCUUGCAAGACACAUGAAAUCUGCUGCUUUUGCAUGCGGUUUUUACAUAUAUUCCCCAAUGAAAAAAUGUAGAAUUAAACGCAAAACAUACCAAAAUCAUUAUUUAGUCGAUAUACCCCCAAUUAAAACAUGCAUGCAUUUGGGCAGUGGAGUGUCUCUUUAAUAGGAAAUGGUAAUAACACAGCAAAGACAAUUGCAUGUUGUAGGUGUAAAAAUAAAAGGUGAGAAAACAAAACUCUAUCACCAUUGUUCGUGUUCUUAAAUUGUCCAGGAGUACAGCAUAGCUCCUGUCGUAGGAGGAGAAACUACAUUCAGGGUACAUUUGAGAUAUGUGUUCCAAGUCCCCACUCCUACAAAAUACUCAAAAUGAUCUUUGGCUCUGUAGGUUAAAUAAACCAUUUUCCCCACCCUUGUUUCUGUUAGAGUGCCCAAUGCUGAGAUCCUUGGCUAAAGCACCACAGCAGAAAAUUGGCAGCCCAAUGUAAAGCUUCCUUUUAGUUACCAGUCUUCUAGCAAAGGGGCAUGCGCAGGACAAUAAACAUCUAGCCGAAAUACAAUUAGACACCUUUAUCUUCCAGAAUGAAUGGGGUCGGAAUCUAAAAGGUAGUGCUUUUAAUUACCUUUUAUUUUACCAGGCACUUGAGAAGGAAUUUGUUUUGUGGGCUUUUAGUUGUUCACCAUUUUGCUUUAUGCUAGACAGAUUAUCAUAACAAUUGAAGAAUGGGUCAAGAUAUAGAGAAAUAGCGCAGACAAUAGAUUUAUAGAUACAGAGGCAGAUUAAGUACAUUUGAUACAUAUCUUUGAAGAUCUUUCCAGCACACAGCAAAACUCCUUCUGGAAGAAAUUGGGCCUAGCAGGAAGAGGAGCAGGUGCGGAUAUAUUCUUUACUCACUUUUCUGAAUGAGGAGCUGCCGAUAGGCUAAGAGUGUCUUCUGACACUGGUGCCUUGUCCUAGGCUUCCCAAUUGAAAGACUUUCACUAAAGGACUUAUUCAUAGAUCAAGUAAGAAAUGAACAGUUGAGCGAGGAAAAAAGAGGAGCCGGUAAAUAAUAAAUAACAACAAAAAAUUAUAUAUAAUGUAUAAAUCCCUUGAGGACGGCGAGCGUGCUAUGCCUUCCUUGGGGACCUGGCUCUAAACGCCGGUGGGUGACAGAGCACGUCCCCACUGUCCUAUGUACUUACCCGGUCGCCGGCGAUCCCACGCCUGGUGAUAGCGGUGUGGGGACUCACCUGGCAUCCCAGGGAGUCCCCCUGCUGCGGUCUCGGCCCACCUGGGCCAUGUGAUCGUGAGGUCCUUGCGAGGACCUCACGAUCACAUGGACUGCAUAGCUGUCCACAGCAGUGCCAGCUGGGGGAGUGCCUGUAAUUACAGGUACUCUCCCUGCUACCUGUAAAAUGUAAAAAAAACUUAAGUUUAAAAUAAAAUAUUAUAUAUACACACACACUGUCUAAGUGUAUUUUAAUAUUAAUAUAUAAUUAUAUAUUAAUAUCAAAAUACACGUAGAAUGAUGUUGAGUAAAUAUAUAUUUAUAUAUAAUAUCAAAUAAAUAUGGAAAAACCUAAAAAAAUUAUAAAAUAUGUAUAUAAGCAUAAAAUACCGGCACUCAAGGCUUUCCAAAAGUUUAUUCUCCAUUAUUGUGAAUAAAUGGAGAACUAAACUUUUGGCAAGCCUUGAGUGCCUGUAUUUUUAUUUGCUUAUAAUUGAGCCACCAGAGCACCAGGUAUUAUUUUCUUUUUAUUCGUUGGAGUGCAGGGGUUGCCUGUAUUUUUAUUUAUAUAUGUGUGUGUAUGUGUGUGUGUGUGUGUGUGUGUGUGUGUGUGUGUGUAUAUAUAUAGUGUGUGUAUGUAUAUAUUUAUGUAAUUUACAUAAUUAGGUCAAUUUAUUAAUUACAAUUUGCGGGACCUGCCUGUCAACCCAGGCCGAAAGUACAGGGAAUUUUAAUUUGCUUGCACUAUAUUUAACCUUGUAACUUUACAAAACACCAUAAAACCUGUACAUGGGGGGUACUGUUUUACUCGAAAGACUUCGCUGAACACAAAUAUUAGUGUUUAAAAACAGUAAAAUGUAUUAUAACGAUGAUAUCGUCCGUGAAAGUGACAUUUUUUGCAUUUUUCACACACAAAUUGCACUUACACUGACGAUAUUGUUGUGAUACGUUUUACUGUUUUGAAACACUAAUAUUUGUGUUCAGCGAAUUCUCACGAGUAUAACAGUACCCCUCAUGUACAGGUUUUAUGGCAUUUUCAAAAGUUACAGCAUCAAAUAUAAGGCUUGCGUUUCAGUUUUUUCACAUUGAAAUUCGCCAGAUUGGUUACGUUGCCUUUGAGACCAUAUGGUAGCCCAGGAAUGAAAAUUACCCCCAUGAUGGCAUACCAUUUGCAACAGUACACAACCCAUUUCCCAUUUCAAUGGCAAAAAACUGAAAAAUGUAACUUUCCAAAAACACCAUAAAACCUGUACAUAGCGGGUACUGUUUUACACGUGAGACAUCGCUGAAUACCAAUGUGUAUUUUAUUGCAGUAAAAGCAAACAGUGUUAUGACAUUCACAGUUAAAAUGUUAAAAAAAAUCUUAUUUUCUCCCACUUUUUUAAAUAUUUUAUUCAUAUUAAAUUAUGUUUCAUACCUAAAUAUUUGAUGUUAAAUGAAAGCCCUGUUUCCCCUGAAUAAAAUGAUAUAUAAUAAGUGUGGGUGCACUUAAUAUGAAAGAGGUGAAUUAUGGUUGAACAGACAUAUAGUCAAAUUCCAGAUUUUGUUUACGUUUUGUACAUCAAAAUGUGUACAUUUGUCUCAGUCCUUAAAUAGAUUUUGAAAAAAUUUUUUUUACUGCUCCUCCUUUUUCUUCUAUUGAUUACUUUUCACUGUAUCUGUGAAUCAAAUGGUGCGAAAAUGCCCCUGUCUGUGUUCUGUAAAAUAAAAACUUAAUAUAUAAAUUUUGGAUUUUUUUUUUUGCCACGCACAAGUUUACUAGCUACUUCCUAUAUUGAUUAAAAAAAUAAAUAAUUUUUUUUUAUAUAUAUGUAGAAAGGCCAUUAGGCCUGAAUUUGUGGGAGGAGUAAGUCCUUAAACUCCCAGCCCCUACUCACCGCUGCCGCUCAGCUGAUUGUCCUUAGCAACCAGCACUUCCGGUCCAGCUUCCCGCCAGAACUGUACCUGUUUCCAGCAGUCAGACGUCCUGUUCAAUCCUCCGUCCGCUCGAGGUCCUUCCACUUUUCCCCGGUCGAGGUACCCGACUUCCGGUCACGAGACCGGCACGUUCACGUAAGCAAGGCGUGGGAAUUAGCGUUUGCUAUUUUCCGCCGUUCGGGCCUAAAAACGUAGGGGUAGGCUCCCUCUUUCGCAUUUACACGAAUACAUGCUUUUCGUUAAAAUCUCCAUUCGCGCCAAAACGCACGAACGCUCGGCUCAUUUCACUAUCGUUUAAACAUAUUCGUACGGAAACUACCGAAUAUAUAUUUAAUGUAUUAAGCUCAUUAUUAUCUGUAUUCCCUUUUUCCGUUCGGUCAUUUAGUACCAACCUAUUCGUAUGGUUAAAUACACGAACACCAUCUUACUAAUUUACAUUCGGUUAUAUUUCUAUUCUUACAAGCUAAAGCAUGCAUAAGUUCUAAUCACACGAAUCCUACUAUUACUUAUACCUUCACAUCAGUUUGGGGUUAUUCUAUCUGGUUUAACUACCAGCCUUGUGUUUUUCCUACCUUUGAUAACCGAUUACGUAUUUUUCUAUAAUAAACAUACUGUUUUAACCAUGGUUUAACCAUGGUUCAUACCUUCAUACGUGUCUAAUACAAGCAAUACCAUUCUUUCCAAAAAAAAAAAAACACUCAGUUAUAAGUCAUUUAAACACUACAUACAAGUAAUACCCAUUACACAUAAUCCGUACUAUUCCUUUCACAUUAAUCACGCUGUCACAUAUUUUGGCUUUUACAGAUUGCAUCGGUCUCUUGCUUUUCUGCGCUAAAGUUGUUAUUUCAAGGUCCUUUUAUUACAGGAACAGGUAUGGUAUAUUAUCACUUUGAGUUAUCAGGUUUUUAUCAAUUAUCUUCACAUCUAUCGCUAAUAUGGAAAUUGUCUUUGGUUAAACGCAUAGAUCCUGUAUUAGUCUAAGCUUCCACCGAUUCUACGCAGUUAACCUGCCACGAUUAAACAUAAUCUCUGUACUUCAAACCAAGGUAUAGUUCACUCUCUUUUCAAUACUAGACCUCACGCGGUCUCAACUCCAUUACUACCUUUCCUCAGGCUUACGCCCAGGAUACGUUAUCUCUUUACUACUUGUCUACACAGACAUUCGGUCGUACGGCCAUCAGGCUCAGAAAACACCAAAAAACCUGACCCGGUACUCAGCCAUACCUUCAGGUACUUACGUCCUUACUCAAGUACGUCCAUUCGCUACCCCAAGGCCUCAUUCUGCCUUCUCACUUAUAUCUAAAAUCAUCCCAUUCCUACACCUAAACCUCCCAGAUCCCUCAAUGCAGGAUCUCACGUGGCGCCCCUAACAAACCUUCUCCCAAUACUAUUCAUACGACAUUACGAUACGUCUAAAUACAUCAACAUCUGUCUUAAACCCCCAGGAUUCUUCCUCUAAGACCGCAUUAAGACAAGACUCUCUACACUUAUCAGGAGGCUCCAGAUACCAUUUAAGACCAGUCAAGGUUAGUAUCCACACACCACUCCAGUCCUCUCACUUUACCCUUAAGCAUACAAUCGAACUGGCUAUAGGGCACAGGCUAAUGCCUUAGCCCACCCUAUCAGGAAAUCCGAUCCCGCGAGGCCUAUCACCCCCACCCCACCUCAACACGGAGGUACGGCCCCACGCCCAAACCAUAGUUAUAAGCCUCGCAUGCCCUACUACAGGGCUCUAGUUAGGGCCUCACCUGUCACGGCCACACGUUUUGAUUUCUCUUAUCGUCACCGAGAGGCCAACAUCCCGCCAUCACGUCUGUGGCACCUACGUCAUAAGCCAAAUCAUAGGUAGAGCCUCUCACCGCCACUUGGCAUUAGCAGGGCCUCACCUAUCCAGUCAUCCAACAGUUAAGUUUUUCGCCUCAGCAUCUAGCAUUACAGUCCAGUUCUUCCAGAUACACCACUCCCCAUACCCCCCCUACUUACCUCACUCCCCUUCUAAUAUAUCUUUCACAUAAUCAUUCCUUUUUAGAAUGUCCCAAGAACCAAUUCCAAACGAAGAACUGACAGAAAAAACACCAUUCACGCCAAUCAGACCCGUGUGUCCAGGCGAAUCACUCACUCUUUCAACCCCCACGUCCUUGAGAGCAUGGACUAUUCCCAAAAUCACGGCCGAGCUUAGGCUCAGGGGAAUCCCCUUUCCGGCCACAGCUAUAAAGGCAGAACUUUACAGGCUGCUUACCCACCAAGUCCCCGAGCCUAGGCCGGGAACUAGCUUUCAAGGGCAACCACCAAGAAACAGCACAGCCACCCAGGAUACCCUAGCAGAUAUCUUGGCCAAUCUACAGACCCUCAAUAGCAGGCUGUCUAAGGUGGAGAGCGCCAUCUCCUCCUCAGGUACUAACACCGAAGUCCCAGUCUCUACCACGGCUGUACCUGCCAUACCUACAUUCCCCCCUAUACUCCCCCCUCCAGCACCUGGCACAGCCAUCACAACAUUCGAGUCACCAGCACACUCCGUCCCAGACUCUAUCAGGAAAGAUAUCCUAGGAUGUGUGUCUGGUGUCUUUACUCAUAGCCUCUCAGGAUAUACUUGAGAACAAGGCAUACAACUAUGGUGACAUUUCAGUCGUGCUCAAAACGAGGUAUCCCAGGCUCAAUAAAAAAUUGUCUAUCCCCCAGUUCGUGAUAGCUUUCGGGAUAUACCGCGACGUCAUUUGCACGGUGUAUCCCCAUAGGAGAGAAGAGCUAGAUCUCUAUCUCCACAAGGUAGUGGAUCUAGGCAUCAAGUACGGGGGCUCUUCCUUCUAUGACUACCACAAGUCAGUUUCAGCGAAAGCGGCGACCCAUCUCAAGCAGUUCAACAUUAGAAUGAACUGGGGUCAGAUGGACACAGAACUUUUCUGUCGCCACUUCGCUGGACUCAGGCCCCCGGCUUGUGCCAUCUGUAAUUCUACAUCCCACAUGGCUGACUUAUGUCCCGUCGAAUCAGAUCACACCACCUCCACUCCCACCCCUCACCCCACGUUCACACCUAACUCCUCUUUCACCCCUCACAACAAGCCAGUGGGUGGUCUUCGGGAUAAGCUGGGUAGGCCCAUCUCCUUUUUAGGUAAAGCGCAGGUGUGCAAUAAUUUCAACGCAGGCUCCUGCAGUUUCAGCGCCUGUAGAUUAUUGCACAUCUGCUCCAUAUGUUUCAGGGCACAUAUCAAGACCAUGUGUCCAGCCAGGUUGUCACCAAACAAAUGACUAACCGACAUAAAUAUCGACAACAUGUUUUUUUAUCUAAGGUCUCACCCCAGCAGGCACUUGGUGGAUUUUCUCACCACAGGUUUCUAACAAGGGUUUCACACAGGCAUAGUAGCCAUUCCCCCAGAUACACUAGAAUGUCCUAAUCUCCAGUCUGCACGUUUAGACCCAGUCGCUGUAGACACUCUCAUUUCCGCAGAAACCACUAACAGUUUCAUGAUCGGUCCCUUCACCUCUUCACCGUUUUCCUCCUGGCGCACUAACCCUAUUGCUAUUCACAAAUAUUCUAAUAAAAAACGUCUUAUUAUCGAUUUAUCGGCACCGCACUCCUCUUUUGUUCCAAGCAUAAACGCACUCAUUCCAGCAGCCGAAUUCUCACUUCAGUAUGUUACCAUCGACGAUGCCAUACAGUCCAUCAUUACAUUUGGUAAUCGACCCUGGCUCAGCAAAACAGACAUCACUAACGCCUUUAAAUUACUGCCCAUACACCCCUCGCUCUGGCACUUACACGGUGUUAAAUGGCGAGGGAAUUAUUACUUCUCAACACGACUCACUUUCGGUUCUCGAAGCAGCCCCAAACUUUUCGACAUUUUCGCAGAGUCACUAUGCUGGCGGCUUCUGAACGUCAUCAGGUGUCACUCCGUUAUUCACUAUCUAGACUACUUUCUACUGAUAGAGCCAGGGUCAUCAACACCCACAGCAAUCAAAAGUACUACCGCACUAUUUUCCACACUUGGAGUCCCUUUGUCCCCAGCCAAAACUAUAGGACCCACAACAAAGUUGACCUUUUUAGGCAUAGAGCUCGACUCUGUCAAACUCAGAGCUAGCCUUCCCCACGACAAACUUUCACGAUUGAGAGGGGAGAUAGACACGUUCCUGCGGAAUGACGUUUGCACCAGGAGAGAACUUCAGUCCCUUCUCGGAUCUCUGAACUUUGCCAUGCGCAUCAUUCCGCAGGGAAGGUCUUUCAUAUCCAGACUUCUUUGCCUGCUCCAUGGAGUCCCGGACUCCGGCACAGUUUCUUUGGACCCCCACGCCAAGGCUGACUUAGCUAUGUGGGGGAAGUUUUUGAAAGACUGGAAUGGUAUCUCCAUGUUUAUCCCCCCUCUCUCCACCUCUUCACCCAUCAUCCACACAGAUGCAGCAGCCAACACCGGUUUCGCAGCCAUUUUCGGGAACCACUGGUCUAGGGGCCACUGGCCCACUGAGACGGAUGCCUUGCCAGGAUUCAGGGAGACUUCAGCCCUAUUUGAAAUUUACCCCAUUGUGGCGGCCGCACACACCUGGGGUCAUCUCUGGUCCGGCAAGGCAGUAAAAUGCUACUCAGAUAACUCGGCAGCUUGCGAUAUCAUUAACAAAGGGCGCUCAUCAUCCCUGACCAUCAUGCGGCUGAUUCGCAAGUUGACCUGGCUGGCAGCAUCCAAUCAGUUUCACUUAGUAUGUUCUCACAUCCCGGGUAUUCACAACACCGCCGCUGACGCUCUUUCUCGUUCUCGAUUCCAGGCAUUUUCUCAGGCACUCCCAAUGGCUCACCAACAGCCAUCCAGGACACCACGGUUUCACGAACUAAUCUUGGAUUAAGCACACUCUUGCUUCACGCUAGAUCACUCACUCACCAAGCAUUAUCACCCAACACUGCUAUCACUAACAAUUGGGCACUUAACAUAUUUAACAAAUUCACUGCAGAAUUCGGGCUACAAGGUGACUUUUCCAUCCAAACCAUGGUGUCUUUUGCCUCUUUCUGCCACCUACACCUUAAUCUGUCGCACAACACCAUUAAACUUUACCUCACCGGGGUUCAGCACCACAGCCUCACCAAUUUUCCUAACAGCACUCCUUUUUUGUCUUCAUACCCCAUUAAAAAGGUCUUGAAAGGUAUAUCAAAGGUUUCACCUCCACUCGCAAGCACUAGAUUACCCAUAGACGGGCCUAUCUUCAGGUCACUUAGCAAUCUCCUUGACACAGCCACAUUUAAUAGCAACACCAAUACGGUGAUCAAAUCUGCUAUAUAUCUCGCUUUCUAUGGUUUUUUCAGACCUAGAGAGUUCACCGUGGUUUGUCAAGGAGAUAUCGCGCUAAGCCUUAAAACUUCACACCUCACCAAGAUAGAGGAUCACUACCUACUUUCUAUCCCUACCACUAAAACCAACCGGUCAAUACACCCUACUAUAAUCCCUCUCUUCCCUACUGAUAAUGCCUGGUGUCCGGUGAAAGUUCUCGACCAUCUACGGUCAACUCUUCACGCUCACCUGCCAGACUCUCCGCUCUUAACAUUACAAGGGCACCCGCUUACCUCGGCAAAAUUGAUGUUACAUGUCAGAACCCAGUUAUCUAAGCUCGGACACAACCCGGCUGCAUUCUCCGGGCACUCCUUCCGCAUAGGAGCCGCCUCAGCAGCCUCUAGCACAAAUGCACCGGUCCACAUCAUCAAAAGGCUGGGGCGAUGGAAAUCCUCCAUAUAUAACGCAUAUAUUCCACAACCGGAGAAAGAGCUUCGCCAAGCUUUGAGGAACUUGGUCUUGUAAAAUGCAAUAAAGUGUGUAUUUUCUCGAGUUUAUCUUUUGCCCUCUUUUAUUUACAGGCCCACUCGUACGUUGGUUUCGGCACACCACAACCAACUUUGCUCACAGAUACUAUCCAUUACGUAUUUAAAUUCCGAGCACAAGUAGAAAGGCCAUUAGGCCUGAAUUUGUGGGAGGAGUAAGUCCCCUACUUAAACUCCCAACCCCUACUCACCGCUGCCGCUCAGCUGAUUGUCCCCACCCACCUACACCCUGUUUUAACUACAUUAUCCUUGGUGGGCCCUCUUUUAUUUACAGGCCCACUUGUACGUUGGUUUCGGCACACCACAACCAACUUUGCUCACAGAUACUAUCCAUUACGUAUUUAAAUUCCGAGCACAAAUAUAUAUAUAUAUAUAUAUAUCUCUCACAAAUAAUGGCACUCACCCUUACUAGUAUAAUAAAUAGUAGAAGUGCCCUGGUGCAAUCUCACGCUGAUAAAUAGUUAUAUUGAAAAAAGACUGUUCGGGUCUUCCUCAGGAUCAACAUGUAAACAUAAAAUCAGAAUAUAUAUAGAAAAAGAUAGUGUACUCACCAGUUGUGAUUAACUCCCUCAUCCAUUCAAUCCGAACCCGGAAGUGAAAACCGGAAGUCACGUGACGUGCAAAAUCACGUGAGAAUGUGAUUCCAGUGAAUAGGGUUUCUAGGAAACCAAUGAAAAUAUUAUAAAAUUGGUUUCAUACUGGUCCGUAUAUUACGUGGAUUGUGAAAUAUAUGUGGCUAUUUGUUAAAUUAUGUAUGUGAAAACAACGUACAAAAUCCACACGAACUCACUGAGUGCAUGUGUCAGUGAAUAAUACUACAGAAAUAUCGUGAAAUGGAAAAAGUGUCAUGCGUAAAUAAACAAAAGUGCAGCAGAAUAUCUAACAGCCAAAGUGAAGCAGAUUUGUGUAGUUAGACAUAUACAUAGAUAACAUAAAAUUAAAACAUAAAUGCCUCCCAUGGACAGAAACUAAAGUGUAUAUAUAUUGUAUAUUUACAUAAGAUGUCUUAUUACUUAAACGCAAAGGAAGGAGCAGAUUAUGGAGUCAUAUUAUAUAAAUAUUGAAUAUAACACAGAAUGACUCUCCAAGGAGCAAAGAAGCUUGAAGGUAUUGAUAUUUAGACAUCAUUAACUAAACAACUAGGAGCAUAAUUAUUUUGCAUUAUGUGAGACAAUCUAGAUUGUAUCAAAUUUGUAAGAACUUUUGUGUGUGUGUGUGUAUAUGUAUAUUAGCACAAGGAAGAAGUUUAGCUACUUAGACCCCAUCAUCCUAUCCCACAUCUAAGGAAAUGAUGUUGGACAUGACAAUGAUAAGUGUCCAAAUGUCAGAAAGCGAUAUAAAGUUGUCUCUCAGAUUGAGAUUGAAAAUCAAUGAGACAUAAUAUCCAGGAAUACAAACUGAAAGAUAGAAAAUAAAAAUAAGAAUAUAAAAUAAGUAAUAAAUAAAUAAAACAAAUUGAAAUAAACAUGAAUGUUAGACACCUAAAGAAAUAGAACGUUCAAAAAACUAAAUCCUGGACGUGCGAUACCUCCAUAGCUCCAUACAUUAGAAAUUUUUUGAAUUUAAAGGUAUAUAUUACAACCUUAUUUGCAAUAGCAAAUUAAAGAAAAACUGCGUAAACAAUAUUUUCAUUGAGUCCUUUGGGGUCACGGUGUCAAGUCGAUGGAUCCAGCGUUCCUCUCUUUGUAGCAGCAUUCUGCAUCUGUCUCUACGUCUAGGUAAAGGAGGGAUAUGAUCAAUUGCUGUGAAACGUAAAGUUGGUAAUCUAUGUCCAAGAGCAAGAAAAUGUUUCCCCACUGGUUUGUCGCUGUAGUUGUCACGGAAUGCAGUCAUGAUAGUAGAUCGAUGUCCCCGUAUCCGGUCCCUAAGGGUAAGAUCAGUCUUACCCACAUAGGAUAAGCCGCAUGGGCACGUGAUUAAAUAGAUCACAUGGUCAGUGGUACAAGUGAUGUAAUGAGGAAUAUUAAUUCUUUGGCCAUUAUGAGGAUGAACGAAAGUAGCUCCACUGACCAUGUGGCUUCAGGUAACACAUCCACUGCAUUUAAAACACCCUUUUUUGACAAUUUUAGUGGCUCCUUGAUAGCAAUGUCUGGGAUCAUUCUUUGUAAGGAUGUCUUUAAGAUUUCUGUUUCUCUUAUAGCUCAACAUAGGUCGAUUCUGAAAUGACUUAGGUAAUUGUUUGUCAGUUUGUAACAUAUCCCAAUGUUUGUUGAUUGAUUCUCUGACUUUUGAAGUAACCGUGUGGAUAGUUAAGGGUAGGAAUAUCUUAGAUGGCAAUGUUGUUUUAGUUAUCUUGUUCUUUUCAGAUUCAGAAAUUUCUUUAGCUCGUUUUUGUGCUACUUCAAGAGUAUGGAACGGAUAUCCCCUGACCUUAAAUCUAUUCCACAUUUCCUGAAGAUGUAUUUCACAUUUUUCUUUAGUGCUGUUAUAGCUAUAUACCCGCAUAUAUAUAUAUAUAUCUAUAUAUAGAUAUAUAUAUAUAUAUAUAUAUAUAUAUAUAUCUCAAAGUGCACACUAGAAAGUGGAAAAUUACUGAUAAAAUAUUACCCUUAAAGAUAAUAAGAUUGUAAGAAGACUCCUCAAAUCUUCUGUAUAAACAUAGAAAAUAUACAAUCUAGGAAAGAAAAAAUAUACAACAGUGUAGAACGAUAGACUCUAGUGUACUACUGGUAUUAUUGCACUCACAAGAUUUAACACAGUAAAGGAGUUUAAGCAUGCGUGGGAUAGGCAUAAGGCUAUCCUAACUAUAAGAUAAGGCUAGGGACUAAUGAAAGUAUUUAGAAAAUUGGGCAGACUAGAUGGGCCGAAUGGUUCUUAUCUGCCGUCACAUUCUAUGUUUCUAUGUUAACUUGAUUACAGGCUCAUACAGGUUUCUUUAAGCGAUGUAGCCUUUGAUUCUUCUCUCUUGGAAGAGAGGAAGAAAUGCAAACAUAGUGUACCAAUAUCAGAAUAAAAACACCUUUAAUUAUAUUGCACUUACAGCAAAGAUAAUUUUUUUCUUGCAUAUCAAAGUGUUGUUCUUCCACAAGCAGAGAGACAAAAGAAAUCCCUCCGGAACAAAAACAAGAUGAUAGGGGGGCAGGGCCGGACCGCCGAGCUGAACGGUCGCAAGCAGGAGCAGCUCCUGCAAUAAAUCUAUGAUUCGACUCCUAAAACAUGAUUUUUCACUCUAAAGCUGACCGACAGCAAAGAUAUCCAAAGCAGGGUAGAGGCUGGCUCAACGAACUUUAGUCCCCUGAGGGAGAAACUCUUGUCGCCUGAAUUGAGGCUUUCUCCGGCGGUGAGUGGGGCGGACGGCCACCUCCCCACUAUCCUGCACCACGGACCCCAAGCAAAGGUUCAAUACUGAGUGGACCCGGCCCUGUUUCCCCCAUGGACCGGGGGGUGAUCCCGGUCCUCGCCCCAAGUUUUGGACCGAGGCUGAGGGGGUGUCAGGUUACCUUUGGUGUCUACCUCGGAGGAGGUUAGACACCUAGACGUCCAUCCUCCUAGGGGGGCUGACUCACCCGAUCCUCGCAGUCCUCCCGGCCGUUUACACGCCGGCCGCGAUAGCUCCGCCUCCUUUUAUGACGCGGCGCUCAGUAGCCGACGUCAUGACGGCAAUCACGUUCCGACCCGUCAAUCACGGCAACCAAGUGCCGAACAACGAAUCAGGACUCGUUGGGGGCGGGGCCAACAGUUAAAGAGCCAAGGUAUAAAAGAGGGUUUUGUGGAAUGAUUCAUUGCCCUGUCGUGGUUCUAGCUAGUCUGGUCACUCAGUGCUCUUACCUCUAUUGUCUUUUGGUUCCUGACUCGGCUUGUAUUUUUUGACCCUGCUUCCCUCUCUUGUCCUUUUGACUCGGCUUGUCUCUCGCUUACCUACUCUCUCGUUCCCUCGACCUCGGCUUGUCUCUGACCAUUCUUUGCUUUCUCCUUACGUUAGUCCGGCCAUUCUAAGGUCCGGUAUACGUACCUAUCUCCUGUUUGUAUUCUGCGUGUUGGAUCCCUGUCACGAUCCUGACAUUACGACAGGGCCAAUGGAUCCUGCAGGUACAAACUCUCAGGUCGGUUCUCCUGACUCUAGAUUUGAGGCCAUGGAUCAUAGAAUGGACCAGAUGGCUCUAGCUCUGCAAGCAUUGCUAUCUCGUCCUAGUAAUCACUCAGAGGAGAUGCGUACCCCAUCUAUCUCUCCUGUAAGUACAGGCCUAGAGGUAGCCACAGUGGCUGCAUCUUCCCGUGUUACUUCCCCUUCACGCUAUGGCGGCUCUCCUGACACUUGUCGAGGUUUUUUAAACCAGAUAGGUAUUCAUUUUGAGUUACAACCCCACGCCUACCCUACUGACAGGGCGAAGGUUGGAUUUAUAAUCACGUUGCUCAUUGACAAGGCACUUAGAUGGGCUAACCCCCUGUGGGAAAAUGAUAACCCGUUAGUUUACAAUUAUAAUGCUUUUGUCGCUGCAUUUAGGAGAACUUUUGACCCCCCAGGAAGAAAGGCCAAUGCAGCUAGACUACUGUUACGUCUUAGACAGUAUAACCGAACCCUCGUGGAUUAUGCGUUAGAGUUCAGAUCCUUGGCGGCAGAAGUCAAGUGGAAUGAACAGGCUUAUAUGGACGUAUUUAUAAAGCGGGUUAUCUGAUGAGAUUCUAGAUGAGGUUGCCACAAGAGAACUUCCUGAAAAUUUGGAGGAUUUGAUUUCAUUUAUUUCCCGAAUAGAUGAACGUAUGAGACAGAGGCAGAAUACUCGGGAUAGAACCCGCAGAUCCUCCAUAAGACUAGCUCCCUCAUUUCAGAGUUCUGGUUCUACUACUUUAGCUCUCCCAGAACCUAUGCAAAUAGGUAACACUCGACUCUCAGAAGAGGAAAGACAGUACAGGAGAAGGGAGGGGCUUUGUAUGUAUUGCGGAAUAAGAGGUCACCUACGCCUAAAUUGCCCUAACCGGCCGGGAAACGCUCGCACCUAAGUUUCUCAAGAGGACAGGCCUUGGGUGUUUCUAUCUUGUCCUCUAUAUAUGAUUAUAAAGAUCAUAGGCUUCUGAUACCUGUUUCUUUAGCUUGGGAAAAGGGAGUACUUAAUGCUAUGGCUUUGAUAGAUUCCGGAGCAGCUGAAAGCUUUAUUGACCAAGCCUUUGUCACUAACCAUUCUAUCCCAUCUCAGCUAAGGGAUACACCCUUGGCCGUUGAGGCCAUAGAUGGUAGACCAUUAUCUGAACCUGUUAUUUUUCGUGAAACCAUACCAAUUAAGUUAACCACUGGUAUCCUACACAAGGAAAGAAUAUCCCUCAUGCUGAUCUCAUCUCCUUCAGUUCCAAUAGUCUUGGGGUAUCCCUGGCUUAAGAAGCAUAACCCUACUAUUGACUGGGAACUGGGUGAGAUAGUCUCCUGGGGUCAGGGUUGCCAGAGAGGAUGUUUACAGAAAGUCUCACCGGUUUGCAUGGUUGACGCCCCGGUUAACUCUUCCCAAUCUACAGAUUUACAGAUACCGUCUCAGUACCUGGAUUUAAAGGCAGUCUUUGACAAAAAGAAGGCUGAUACUUUACCUCCACAUAGGUCCUUCGACUGUAAAAUUAGACUCCUGCCUGGUACUAUGCCUCCGAGGGGUACGGUAUAUCCUUUAUCCACUAAGGAGAACUUAGUCCUAGAGGAGUACAUACGUGAAAAUCUAGACAAAGGAUUUAUUAGGAGAUCUUCUUCUCCGGCCGGGGCCGGUUUCUUUUUUGUAGAUAAAAAAGACGGCACUCUACGGCCUUGCAUUGAUUAUCGGGGCUUGAAUAAGAUAACUAUUAGAAAUGCUUAUCCUAUUCCUUUGAUUACUGAGCUCUUUGAUCGACUGAAAGGCUCCAAGAUUUUUACCAAGUUAGAUCUGAGGGGAGCUUAUAACUUGGUGAGAAUUCAGCAGGGAGACGAAUGGAAAACAGCUUUCAAUACCCGUUAUGGCCACUAUGAAUACACGGUAAUGCCCUUCGGGCUUUGCAAUGCACCUGCAGUAUUCCAGGACCUAAUUAAUGAGGUUCUUAGGGAAUUUCAGCAUGAAUGCGUUAUAGUAUAUUUGGAUGAUAUACUAAUACACUCUAGAGAGAUUGAGACUCACCACAGACAAGUCAGAAGGGUACUGCGCAAACUGUUACAACAUGGAUUGUACUGCAAAUUGGAAAAGUGUAGCUUCGACCAAUCUCAGAUAAACUUUCUUGGCUACGUUAUUUCUGGAGACGGAUUUAGGAUGGACCCCAUUAAACUCCAAUCGAUUUUAGAUUGGCCAUUGCCCAGGGGACUCAAGGCCAUUCAGAGAUUUAUCGGAUUCUCCAAUUAUUAUAGGCGCUUCAUUAAAGGUUACUCUUAUAUUAUUGCUCCUAUUACCAAUAUGACUAGACAGGGUGCUGAUACCAAGACUUGGUCUACAGAGGCUCUCUCUGCUUUCAAAACACUCAAAGAACAUUUUGCCUCAGCACCGAUAUUAGUUCAUCCUGACACAUCUUUGCCUUUUCUACUCGAGGUAGACGCCUCGGAGACAGGUAUAGGCGCUAUCUUGUCCCAAAGGCUCGGUUUGGAUAAACCGUUACAUCCAUGUGGUUUUUUUUCCAAGAAAUGAUCUGGGCCUGAAAGUAGAUAUGACAUUGGUGACAGGGAACUGUUAGCGGUCAUUAUGGCUUUAAAGGAAUGGAGACAUUUGUUGGAAGGGACUUUAUACCCGGUUACUAUUUUGACGGAUCACAAGAAUUUGUCCUAUAUAGGGGAGGCCAAGCGCUUGUCCGCCAGGCAAGCUCGUUGGUCCUUGUUCCUUACACAUUUCAAUUACGUGCUCACUUAUAGACCUGGUUCUAAGAACUCUAAGGCAGAUGCAUUGUCCCGCCAACAUGAACCUUCUACGGUGUCUGAAGCAGCUUUGUCUUCUAUCGUUCCCAAGUGUAAUAUUAUUGCCAACACGUGUGUCAGGAUACACUCGCCGUUGCUUGCUGAGAUCAAGAAAGUACAACAUCUAGCUCCCAAACCUGUUCCUGGGGCUCGGUACUUCGUUCCUCCUGAGCUCCAAGUGGAACUGCUGCAUUGCUUUCAUGACAGUAAAGUUGCUGGGCACCCCGGCAUACGCAAAACGUGUUCCCUGAUUUCUAAAGAUUUCUGGUGGCCUUCUUUUCGUAAGGAUAUAAGGGAUUUCGUCGGGGCAUGUGCUGUCUGUAUGAAGACUAAGCAACCUCAUGCGCUCCCAUGUGGGCUUUUGCACCCCUUAGAAAUUCCCGAGAGACCAUGGUCCUGUUUGGCUAUGGACUUCAUUGUCGAUUUGCCUGUUUCUAAAAAACAUACUGUUAUUCUCACGGUGAUUGACAGGUUUACUAAAAUGGCUCAUUUCGUGCCCUUGCCUAAACUGCCCUCGUCUCCCGAAUUAGCUGAGAUAUUCGCGAGGGAGAUUUUUCGUUUACAUGGUAUUCCCUCUGAAAUUGUUUCUGAUAGAGGUUCCCAAUUUGUUUCCCGCUUUUGGAAGUCUUUCUGUUCUCACUUAGGCAUCAAGUUGAAUUUCUCAUCUGCCUACCAUCCCCAGUCCAACGGAGCUGCCGAACGCACCAACCAAAAGAUUGAACAAUAUUUGCGUUGUAUUGUUUCUGAACACCAGGACGAUUGGGUUGGUCUGAUUCCUUGGGCAGAGUUUGCGCACAACAAUCUCGUUUGUGAUUCUACUCGUUCUAGCCCCUUUUUCUUGAAUUAUGGCUUUCAUCCUUCCAUUCUUCCGUCGGUUUCCCCUUCCCAAGGGGUACCGUCGGUUGAUGUUCAUGUCGCCAAUCUGAGAAAGUUGUGGGAUCAGACUCGACUAAUUCUUCUUCAGAAUUCCAUGAUGUUCAAACGACACGCUGACAAACGGAGACGGGUGGCUCCGGUUUUUGCCCCGGGUGAUAAGGUGUGGUUGAGUACCAGAAACAUCCGCUUGAAGGUUCCUUCCAUGAAAUUUGCCCCUCGUUACAUAGGCCCUUACAAGGUUCUGUGUCGGAUUAACCCGGUUGCGUAUCGUCUUGCCCUUCCGCCUGCCCUGCGCAUCCCUAACUCUUUUCAUGUUUCUUUGUUGAAGCCUUUGGUUUGUAACAGAUUUUCCUCCGCUGAGUCCUCUCCUCUCUCUGUCCAGGUUGAGGGUCAGGAGGAAUAUGAAAUCAAAUCCAUUCUCGAUUCUCGUAUUUCUCGGGGGAAGUUGCAAUAUCUUGUUGACUGGAAGGGGUAUGGGCCUGAAGAAAGGUCUUGGGUGGGCCAUGAAAAUGUGCAUGCCCCUCGUCUCCUCCGGGCAUUUCAUGCUCGUUUUCCGUCUCGCCCCGGUUCCUUCCGCCCGGUGGGCGUUUCUGAGAGGGGGGGUACUGUCAGGUUACCUUUGGUGUCUACCUCGGAGGAGGUUAGACACCUAGACGUCCAUCCUCCUAGGGGGGCUGACUCACCCGAUCCUCGCAGUCCUCCCGGCCGUUUACACGCCGGCCGCGAUAGCUCCGCCUCCUUUUAUGACGCGGCGCUCAGUAGCCGACGUCAUGACGGCAAUCACGUUCCGACCCGUCAAUCACGGCAACCAAGUGCCGAACAACGAAUCAGGACUCGUUGGGGGCGGGGCCAACAGUUAAAGAGCCAAGGUAUAAAAGAGGGUUUUGUGGAAUGAUUCAUUGCCCUGUCGUGGUUCUAGCUAGUCUGGUCACUCAGUGCUCUUACCUCUAUUGUCUUUUGGUUCCUGACUCGGCUUGUAUUUUUGACCCUGCUUCCCUCUCUUGUCCUUUUGACUCGGCUUGUCUCUCGCUUACCUACUCUCUCGUUCCCUCGACCUCGGCUUGUCUCUGACCAUUCUUUGCUUUCUCAUUACGUUAGUCCGGCCAUUCUAAGGUCCGGUAUACGUACCUAUCUCCUGUUUGUAUUCUGCGUGUUGGAUCCCUGUCACGAUCCUGACAGGGGGCCCGAGAGCUGUACACAAGAUGGCGGGUGCCAUGCACACAAGAGGCAGGGGGAAGACCAACUUCCUCCCCGCGACCAUGGAUGGUGAAGUGGCUCCUGCCUCCCGACCCAGCAAUAAAGCAAGGCAGAGGAACACUUGCCUCAACCCGAAGCCAACCAAGCCAACACCAAACUGCACAAGCGUCCCACAUGAGAGGACAAUGGCGGCGGCACAGAGGGGCCGGAACACAGCACAAUAACCAUCCCUGCCUGGGCAUGAAGAAAAGCAAGACACGUAUUGGAAAUUUGCCCAUUGGCUUAUGCAAAUGAUGUAGUUUCACUAUUGGUUAGCAAUAGUGAACUGACGCUAAAUAUUAAAAAGAAUUACAUCAUUUCAUACUAGCUAACAGGGAUCCAUGGAACGCAGGUAUAAGCAGACACUGGAAGAGCGGGCAGCUCUAAACGAAAAUGAAGACUGAAAAAGAAUGAAAAACUGGUGAUGUGAAGGGAACAAAAAAAAGCUUGCGGUGCCCAUCAUCAUAACCACAUGAAAAGGAUGUUGUUGUUUUUUUAAAUCACGUAUUUAAUACGCAUAGAAGAGGUUUGUUUGUUUUUGUGUUUAGAACAUAUAGACCGUUUUAGAUGAGGUGAAAGGAUAAGUUUCAGUGAUUCCAUUUUGCUGAUGUGUUGGGUAUCUCUGAUGGAAACCUUGUAAAUGUCUUUUCUCCAAAAAUAAAAAAUGUUUUUUGCUUUGUUUUUUAUUAUCAUAUUUGUUUACAUUUGGUAAGUCUGACUCAAAUGGCCUUUUUACUGCUCUCCCAUUUUAUAAGUUCUGCUUCUCGAAUCACAUUCUUGGGAACUUUGAAGAUCAGCAGACAACGUUAAUCUCAAUUAGUGUGAUUGUGACAGCUGUGUACUGUGUUUGUGAGUCCCUUUGUUGCUUAUGAUUAAUGGGCAAGCACAACCUCUGCUAUUGCUGUGGAAAAACAUGAAUAUCGCAAGUAAUACUACUGAGAUAUAUAUUUUUUAUUUCCUAUUAUCACAUUAUCUAGUUCUUAAAUGCUGGUUUCGUCUUCAAGUAAGAAAAAAAUGCUUUUUUCUUUUUGUUGGAUUCUGGUGUAUUUCUGCUCUGGUCAGAGGUGGAGACCUGUCGGACAAGUGCCAUCUUGAGCGUUUUUUAGGUAAACCUUUUUUAAAUGAUUUAACCUUUUAAUGGUAAAACAUCUAGGCACUAAAACAACUUUAUUGAGAUGAAUAGCUAGCCAGUCUAUUAAAACUACCCUUAUCAAUGAAUCCAUGGUGUCAGGAUACAUACCCAAACUUUGGAAGACUGCAAAAGUAGUACCUAUCCAUAAAAAUGGUGGCAAUACUUUGAUAUCUAACUAUUGCCUGAUAUCAUUGCUCCCAGUAUUGUCAAAAAUCUUGGAAAAAUGCGUCCACAUGCAACUAUGUGAAUAUUAUCAACAAUCAAAUUAUCUGACCCCUGAUUUAUCAGGCUUUUGUCAAAAUCACUCAACUUCAACUUUCCUCUUAAAAGUUUGCAAUGACCUCCAAAUUGGCAUGGAACAAGGAGAUUUAACUGGAGCUAUUUUCCUUCAUUUCGCCAAGGCUUUUGACACAGUAGACCAUGGCAUUCUUUUGCAAAAACUUAAAACGUAGGCAUUGGUGAUCAUCCGCUAACCUGGUUUCGAUAAUAUGUUUCAGACCGAUUGCAAUAUGUGGCCAUUUCUGAUAACGCCUCCCUCUUUCAGUCACGUGUGCUGUUCCCCAAGUAACCAUACUCUGCCCCCUGCUAUUCACAUUAUUUAUAAAUGAUCUGCCUAACGUCUGCAAAUCCUCAACUGUACACAUGUAUGCAGACAUCACUGUAAUCUACGCUAGUAAACCCAAUCUACCGCAGUUUGAGGCUGUGUUACAAAAUCUAUUCACAGAGGUAAAAAAGUGGAUAGCAGUUAACAAACUCUUCCUAAACACUGAAAAAAUUGUUACAAUGAUCUUUGGAACUGUACCUAAAUUAUGUUAACUACAAAAUCAACAACUGUGUAUCAGAUCAAAUUCAUCAGUAGGUGUGUUGCUAGACCCCAAGCUAUUCUUUGGCCUUCACAUUGAAAAACUCUCUUUGAAACUCUAUCCAAAACCAGGUGCCCUGCACAGAAACAAAUCAUGCCUAAGCCCUACAGUAAGGAAACAGAUAGUUCAACAAAUGCUAAUGCUGGUCAUUGAUUAUGGGGAUGUCGUGUAUGCACCUGCAUCUCAAACCCACCUUAAUACGUUAUAUAAUUCGUUCUGCCACUUUGUACUAGAAUGUAAUUACUUUACCCACCAUUGUGACAUGUUAAAAGCGUUAAACUGGCUAUCGAUGGAAUCCCGAUGCACUCUUCAUCUUUCCAGCCUUGUGCAUGAGAGCUUUUCUGGGAAGCUCCCACCCUACCUGAGUAGAAUGCUCUCCCCAGCUGUUCCCACCUCCUAUAACUUCCAAUCCAGUACUAGCACGAUAUCUAGCAUACCACAAUACAAAAAUAAAGUGGCUCGAUUCUCAGUUUCCUACAGAGCAUCACAAUUAUAGAAUAACCUCAGUGACACAGUCAAAUCUUCAUUCAAUCUAAUUCUCCAUUCUCUAAAAAGACAUCUAUGGAAAUAUAACUCAGCACAGAAUGCACCUGUCAUGGUUGAAUAUAUUUAUUACCUGUUAUGUGUUAAAUUUAUAUAUGUGUGUAUUUAUGUGUGUGUGUGUGUGUGUGUGUGUGUGUAUGUAUAUAUAUAUAUAUAUAUAUAUAUAUAUAUAUAUAUAUAUAUAUAUAUAUAUAUAUAUUUUGUAUUAUAUUUUUUGUAAUAUUGUAUCCUGCUGUAACAAAGCAAUGUUUUGUGGACCCAGGACAUACUUGGAAACGAGAGAAAUCUCAAUGUAUCCAUCCUGGUAAAAUGUUUUAUAAAUAAAUAAUAAAAAACAUAAAUAGUGUAACAUUGUAUGUCCCCAAAAAGUAGAUAUUGGUAAUUAUUGCACUCACAAAAGUACGUGAAAUUCAGGCACGUAGUAAGGCUUUAGCGUGUGCGUCCUUCUUGCAUCCUCUUUUCACUUAUUCAAUACAUAAAGGGAAAUGGAAAGGGACAAACACACAACGGUCGUGCCGCAAUAAAAUCAAUAAAAUAACACUAUACAAGUUCCAAAGCCCUAUGCGUUUUGUCCAAUGUGGGACUUCCUCAGGGCAUCCUACAUUAGACGAAACGCAUAUGGCUUUGGGACUUCUAUAGGGUACUUUUUUGUUUUUAUUUGAUUUUAUUGCUGCAUGACUGUUCCUGUGGACUCUUGUAUCGGCCUGGACAGCAGGAGCUUGUUGACGUGCCUUACUUGAACUUUUAUCUUGUGAGUGUAAUCUUAAUAAAGUCAUUCUUCGGGUUUAAAUUGUGCCUUAGUUGACCGAGGUUGCAGAUUUUUUUGCUCAACUUAAUCGAAUCUCCAAGUUACUACUUCACUCUCUUGCUAAACCACAUGCUAAUUAGUAAAUCUUUGAAGGUAGAUUAGUGUUAUUUCAUUUGUCAUGUCAGAUAGGAAGAUAAUGUAUAGGGGCCUUAACAACACAUAGCAUGAAUUAUGAAGCAUUCUUCUACUAUCGUACCAAAGCAAAAGUUUUAAAACUUCACUUUACAGACUGCAUUUGGAAUAUGUAGCAUACUCCUGUUCUUGAAAUGUCUCCUAUGUUAGCUUCAACAAUCUUGAUAGUGGAAAGCUCCAUCUGGGGAUCACCUUCCUCUGACUCGUUUCUCUUGCAAAAAGUGCAGUGAAACAUUUUCACAUGAUUCCCUACCUGUCUAUUCUCUCAGCUGUGCACGCAAAAUCAAAAGAAAUUAAGCAGUUCUGUCACUUGCGAGGUCUCUACGUGUUUUUGUACCCUCCCGGGAAACAUUUCUGCUGGAUGGCAGCACUUGAUAUACAUGUUGGGGAUAACUACUCACCUCAAGCUUUCCUCCCUUGGUGUCACCAUCUUCUUUUGCUUCUCUGACAUGCCAAGAACUGAGACACAUUUCUAAUUCUUGAAUGCAUAUGGUGGUAUGUAACAGCGAGCUUUGGUUAUGCACUCUUGUGCGUUCUCGAUAGUAAAAAAACAGGAUCUGUGUUAGAUCCAUCACAUCAUUCAUGUGCAAGGAGAUGGAAUAGAUGUCUGGCAAAGCUUUAAAUUUUGUCCCAAGUGAUGGCUAAUGGAAAAAGACAAAGCAGUUGUAAAGUAAUAAUAUUCUGAUUUUGCCAUUUCCUUAGGCACACAUAGAUACAUUUUGAUUUUACUUGAAUUUCAGUGAGUCUCCAAUACAAAAUAGUCUGUCAUAUAGUCUGCAUCAAAUGCUCUUUGUCUUUGAAUAAGGUAUUUGGAUAAUUAAUAUAAUGAUGGCUAAAAUUUUGUUUACUGUUAUAUCUCAUAAACUUACCAUUGCAAUUGCUCUUUUAUAUAUAUAUAUAUAUAUAUAUUUUUUAAAUAUCAGGAAGUAUUACUUUACUGAGAGGGUAGUGGAUGCAUGGAAUAGCCUUCCAGCUGAAGUGGUAGAGGUUAACACAGUAAAGGAGUUUAAGCAUGCGUGGGAUAGGCAUAAGGCUAUCUAACUAUAAGAUAAGGCCAGGGACUAAUGAAAGUAUUUAGAAAAUUGGGCAGACUAGAUGGGCCGAAUGGUUCUUAUCUGCCGUCACAUUCUAUGUUUCUAUAUCCAAAACUUACUCUUCUCAAUUGCCUUCUCAAUUUAGUCCGCACUAUCCUCUUCUUAUAUCACACAUUUUUAAUUUGCUUAUAACUUUAACCUCGCCUGAAGGACGGCUUUGUGAGUACUUUAUCCUGUAUGCCUAAGUAUUUGUCAAUGGCUAGUAUGCUUUUUAACCAAAUUAAAAACAUUGAUUAAACAAAUAUGUACUCAUAAAGCUUUAAUGUUAGCCUAGUUAUUUGGAUUAUUGUGCCUCCCAGAACUUUAAAAAUCCACAGGGAAGCAUUGGGAGGUUAGUGUGAAUGUGCAGCAAAUCACUGCGUUGUGCCAGUAAACGCCUCAGUGAGAUGCAUUGUGUCGGAGCAUAGAGAAGCUGAACGUUAGUACUGCAGACGUGGCAGGACCGAAACCAGGAAGGCACCAUUAACACUGAUGAAGCCGAAUAGUUAGUCUCUAUAGCCUAGAACCACUACAUGAAGCUGUUGUUGGUCUGGUGCUUAUGGUGUCUAUUUAAUAAUGAUAAAGAGCCCCAACCAACAAAAUUAUGAAUGGAUAAAGUGUUACUAAAAUAAUUUAGUUUAUCCUAUAUACCCCAUCAACUCAUGUUUAAUGUAAAAAAAAUAAAAACAAAAUAGAGAAGAAAAAAAAUAAAUACUACACAUUGGUGUAUUUUCUAUAAACUUUUUGAGCUCUACCAGUACCACUAUUAAAUAAUACAUGUUCUAGGUGUCUCCCAAAAUGAUGAAGAGCCAACCAAUCGCAAUGUUCUGACAGGCAAGUCUCUCCUCUUUCUAAACACUUGCCUAGUAAUGUGCAUAGAUGUAUGUUUGUUUUUUUUUUUUUAUAGUAACCCUUUAACCUCCAUCCCUAUACCACUAGCUUGCUCCCCUCCCUCAACAUGUCACUUACCGAUUUUCUUUCAUUGCAUGUGACUUGCUGUAUUUACUUCUAAUAUCUACCUUCAUGUUGCUUGCAUGCUUCACUUCCUGCAUUUCAUUGUUGCUGUCUUCAUUUCACUUGACCAUCUACCUCCCUGAAUGUUACUGGUCCUCUUCGAUUUAAUUUACUUACCUACUCUCCUCUAAAGUGUCACUUAAUCGAUACUUCCUGGAAACGGCUGCUAUUAAAUUUUCCUUUGCUGUCUACCAAUGGUCUAUAUUUUUAUCAAAAUCCUCUCCUGCAAUAGAACCAGAUCUCAUCAAAUCUACAGCGCUUGGAGGUUCUUGAGGCCAGGUUUUGAGAAUCUCUACUAAAACAUAUGAAUAACCAGCAGCCUAUGUUUAUAUGUGUGUUUUUGUAGACUGCACAAUAUAAUGAUCUUUUUCAGCCUUUCUUCAUUUUGCGCUUUCAUCAUUUUACAUUGCCCUCUCUGUGCCCGACCAUAAGAAUUUUCACGGUGACAGUCUUUGUAGUGAAAAUAUAUUGCUCGUAAAAGUUAUGCAUCUUGAGUAUACAUUAUAUUGUGAAGUGGCAGCAGAAUCCCGCUUUUUGAGUCAUAUGUUCCAUUCCUCUGAGAGAUUGGGCUUCUGCACUAAAACAUUUUUUUUUUUUAAUGAGAUUUCUCUCUUCGGUACAAAGAAAACCUGAAAAAAUAGAGCACAAUCUUUUUGUUGACUGUUUUCUUCGUUCUCUAGAUGCCCGAACGUUCACUUUGUAGGGUCUGAAGUCUUUUAAUCUUGCAAGCUACAUUUCGUGCUGCAGCAGAUGUCUGUUGAUACUAGCUUCUGUAUAAUGAUUUUAGAUUUAAUGUGUUGGGGACAGUGCACAACUUUAUUUAAAGUAACAAUCAAGGAUUUUUUUUUAUUUUUUUACUCUGAAAGAAUGCAGUAGGAACAAAGCAAGGGUAGACCCUUUUGCACAGACGUUCGCUUGCACACAGCCAGAACCAAGCCAUGAGUGCCAUUUGCACCCGAGCCUCUCCCGAUUUAGGAUUAUGGCACUGGUCGUUUAAAUUUCCUGCAGCCUUCUUGAUGUAAAGUAACUCCAGCCAGUUAGUAUGAGUAUAGUUCCCGACCCCUAACCAUUACACUCGUCAACCUCCUGAACCUAUCUGGACACAGAGGGUGAACAUGAUUGAAUGGAAUGACUGCCUUCACUGUAUUAAGCAAUCGAGGGACCACCGAACGUUUGUACAUAAUGUGUGGUGUAAUAAUAUAGCCGCAGGUUCAAAGGCCGUCAGGUCGUCUAAUAACUGGUAUAGAUUUCCCUACCAAACCUCUCAACCAGGGUGCAUUUAUGCAGUAAAGUGCCUUCCACCGUACCAAAGCUGCAGAACAACGGGGACUGUGUCAAGCCACGGGCAUGGAGAGUUGCUGGAACUUGGUGCCAUCUUGUGCAGGUUGAUAAGAAAUCUUCUUCAACCAUACCGAAAGAGACAUUGUAUGGAUCUUGGUCCUGUCUUUGUCUAUUAAGGUGACAUGACAUGCAAUUCCACCUCCCACCUAUUUGUGCAUAAAAAUUAGGUGUCUUCCCCUACCCCACUCCCCCCGCAUGUAAAAAUAAAAUAUUUCUCCAAUGCCAUGUGCCUCCAGGAUGACGGUCCAGUCCAGUGCUUCUCUUCAUUGAGAAACUUAGUUGCAUGCUCUGUGCUCGCCGCUAUGCACCUAGAAUUUCUCCAUAGAUUAUCAUUGCAUUCAGUGAUUAUCUUUGGCUUACAGCAACGGCACUGCGCAUGUGUGCACGACAUCAUUUUAUGUUAUACCCAGUGGACUUGGAGGUGUGACUUGAAGCCAUGGCUUCCGUUUAGUGAAAAAAAAAAAAAUGAACACCUUUGGGGUGUAGGAUGGGGGUGGGUAAGAUAGGGAUGGGAGCAGCAGGACUGCAGGCACUAUAACAACUUCAAUAAUAUGAAGUUAUUUAAGUACCUACAAUGUUCCUUUAAUCAACAUAAUAAUCAAAAGACACAGCACUGACCUGUCCAAGCAAGAAAGACAUUGAUACUCCCAUUUACGGAAAUAAUUCACAAUUGCAAAGAAAAUGGGAGAGAAGAUUGCCUGGAGUCACACGAAAGGAUCCAAUGUGAGCCAAAGUUCUAUGUACCAUAUCUUGGGAUGAAAACCCAAACUCUGUAUAGAUGUAUAUGUCAAACUAUAAAUAUUGUACCAUUGUUCAGAUGUGCAAGGAAGUACAACUAUAGAAAUCAGUGAGGAUUGGUGGGGUAAACAUAUCACAAGAAAAUUGAUGCAGAUUUUCACUAGACUAUAAGCUGCUUUUGAUUGGGGCUGCAUCAACUCUUAUUCCUGUUUAUCAUUCUAUUUUGUCUACUUUUUGUACAGUGCUGUGGAAUAUGCAACAGUGUAUAAAAGCAAUAAUUUAUGAGAUAUGGAUACGUAUUUAAAUAGUCCUUACAAUUACCAGACAUACAAACGGGACAUAUACCAUAUACAUAUAAUAUUGUUGUUAUGAAAAAUAUAUAUCUACUUUAUCGAUUUGCAUCAUUGCUUUAAGAAAGCUUUGUGUUGUAAUUUUCCUACGUGGCAUGCGAGUAGUGAUAACUAUCAAGGCAGACGAAUCAAGGAGAAAUGUGUUGAAAUGAAGCUAAACCAGUUGAGAAUAUAUAUUCAAUAUUUUGCUAACAAAACCCUAGAACAUAUAAACCGUAAACCACACAAGUAGAUUUUCUGUUUAGUUCAUUAGCUAACACAUUUUAUCAGGUAUUUCCACUUAAUCCGUUUAUUGCCAAGCUAUCCUUGCUGUUAUUGAUUUAUUGUAAAUGAACUAUCGAUCCAGAUAAUGGCAUAAAUUUGCAAUAAAGUACUGUUUCUAAUCACUUGAACGAGGAUUACUGUGUGUUUCUCGGUAAAUAUACCAACCGGUUUCAUUUAGCCUCAAAUAUAGGAAGAAAUCUGAAGUGAAACAUGUAUUCAAAUUGUCAUACGUCAGGUGGUCAAGUAUUUAGGAACACUAUAUUGUCAGGAAUACAAACAUUUAUUCCUGACACUAUAGUGUUGAACUAAUUUUGUGACGCCCCCUCUGAUUGCUUGGCAAAGGUGAUUUCACUCAGCUUAUAUUUCCACACUGUGCAAGUCUUGCUGCGGCUUGCGUUGCCUUACCUCUGCUGAGAUCAUCACAGAUAAUAAACUCCGUCAAUCCAAUACUUGUCCAUAGGAAAGCAUUUGGAGGAUAUUGCAUUAAACGCUGCACCAAUCAGCAUUUUCUCAUAGAGAUGCAUUGACUGCAUCUGGACUAGGAAGCAAACCUAGUUGUUGUCUAAGUGAUUGUCGCUAGAAGUGUUAGAAGGCAGCAUUGUGAACACUGAGUUUUCUCUGAAAAGGCACCAUUUACAGUGUUCAGGCUAUAGACACAACGACCACUACAUUAAGCUGCAGUGGUUCUGGUGACUAUAGUGUCCCUUUAAGACAAGUAUUCAAAUAUUCAACAAUUCGUGACUCCAAACAAUGGCCUGCUUCACUGCACAUAUUGCCUCCCCUUUCCCAAUAGUAAGUAUUACUAACGUGUACUGUGGCUAGAGUGGUUCUUUUUAAUUUUUUAUUACAUUUAAUUUUAGUUUUUCAUUUUCACAGUAUUACAAAUAUAUGCAUUACAACAUAUACAAUUUUAGUUUUUUUUUGUUUGUUUUUACAUGUAUCUCAUAAUGAAGCAUCAAUUAAAGGGACACUAUAGUCACCCAGUCCAUUUCAUUACAAUGAAGUGGUCUGAGUGCAGUGGCCCUCUCCUUUUUAACCCUAGAAUGUUAAACAUUGCAGUUUUUUAUUUAUAUAAGAUGUACUUCCCUGCACUGUCCGAGUAAUGCGGAAGCACCUUCCUAUGGGAAACUUGAAUGCAGAGAGCUCACUGCGCAUGCACAUUACCUCCCAAUGCUUAUUUGUUUUAGGGGGCGAGGGGAUGAGACCUUAAUUCUAAUAGGGACAAGUAUUUGUGUUUUUUUAUGUAUGUCAAGCACAUUCUUUUUGUUUUGUACAGUUUGAUAAUUGGUUAGAUUUAGAGUGAUAUUGACCUAGAAUGUUGCUGCUGAAGAUAUAUUAUUGUUAUGUAUUACAUGACGCCAGGUUACUGUAGCACUGAGUACAGGCAUUGUUAGUCAGACAGAGUGCAAUGCAAUGUUUGAGUCAUGCUGGGUUAAUAACAUCACACAUCGCAUAGGUUCAUUAGCAGUCUCUACAAGUAGCACCUGCUAUUAACUAUAACACAGUAGUGGGUAAUGGUUUGUAAAAAAAAAAAUACUAUUACUAAUACUAUUCUACUAUACUAUAUUUGACUGUAAUUGUUAUUGUGCUUAUAGAUGCUUGGAUUUUUUUUUUUUUUAAUUAUACAAUAUUUUUCUACAAACCAAUGAGAAAUAGAGCAGUAUUAUUACUGUUUUAUCCUUUUUUUAUUAUUAUUUAUUUUUGUGUUUUAACUGUUCAAUUUUUGUAUUCUAGGUAGUGGUUCAACUGAGGAGUUUUUCCGCCUAAUGAAUCGUCAGUUCACAGAGAAGGAAUGGUGUACAAUUAAGAGCAUGAACUGCGAUAGGAGCCGGCUAGACAUGUUCUACAGACACUGGGUAACUACAUGUUCUAAAGCCAAAACAAGAAAUAUUGCUUAUAAAUAAGAUGAUAUACAUGUAUGUGUUGCAUGCAUAGGCUGGCACGGACUGUUUCUAUUAGCGGGCAGCCAAUGAUAGGCUGAAGCAUCAGCUGAUGCUCUCAGCCUAUCUUCCUCGGCCCGACAAACCUUCCUCAUUCUACAGCAGCUAUAAGAAGACAGAUCAAAGGUUAAUCUGUAGCAAAACCGUUUAAUCCCGGAUUAUAAGACCGCAUCUGGACACUUCUGCCCCCAUAAUAACUUCUAUGAGCUGACAUUGUUAAACCCAAGAGCAACACUAUGUAAGCUGGGUGCUUUUCAGCCCUGUUGCAGGUGUUCUGUGAACAGUCCUCCGGCACACCUAGACACAAUGCUUUUACCUUAAUGGUCUCAUUUUUUCCUCAGUCAGUCAGUAACAUAUCUCUCUAAAUCCAUGAAUUUAAUUUGUUCAUCUUUCAAGCAGCUAAUCCUGGAUGGUUAUAAGAAGAAAAUGUGUAGUUGCUUUUCCAAAGAAGCUUCGGAGUAAGCGAAAACAGCUGUAGUGUCAUCCUUUUUAUCAUGGUUUCAAUCCAGUCUCCAACAGACGUUUCUGGAUAUAUGCUUAGUUGCAAUUUAGCCAGCCCAGUCAACUCUGUCUCCUGAGCCAGUGACAAGAUCACUACAAAAAAGGCAAUAAAGAGAAAUGUUGGGAAUAUCCUGAUUCCAGUUAAUAGGCUCAUCAUCCAAAUUAUCAACAGAUUUAAAAAUGUAAUGCUAAAAAGGUAUUUGUCACAAAACGUUUUUUACAUGUAAGUUAAAGAAGAAGACUGUAAGGAAUUAGAAGAUCUCCCUAAAGUGGAUGUGCCUUUUUGCACAGUUGGGGAAAAAAGACCACCCUACCUAUAGGACAGGGGUCAGCAACUCAAGGUGUCUUUGCACGGCACUCAAGGCUGCCAGAGCCAAACAGGCUCUUGCCUAUAAGGACUCCUUAGUGCAAACUAAGUGGUGAGGGGCAAGUAUCAAUUUAGGCAUUGCAUCACUUAGUAGAAGUAAUCUCGGAUCACAUCAUCCAAGAACUUGUGAACAGGAAUUUACACUGGAGUAGAGCAGCCCACAGAAGCUAUUGCAGCUCCUGCCCUUGAUCUAUAUCUGUCCAGCCUAUUCCCCACUGUACUCCAGGGAAGCCACCACAUUCCUAGAUAUACACAGAGCUGGAGAAGAAGCUGUACCCUCAUACAAAUAAAAACAGCCCACAUACAAACAUUGCAUCACCACAAGAACACUGAAAAUCCACCUACACUCUCACACACACACACACACACACAACCCCACAAGCAGCCUCUCACAUACAAUACCUCAAGCAGCCCAACACAUACACACACCAAACACACAAUGUGACAUAUCAUCCAGACACACAAUUCCACAAGCAGCCCCCAUACACAGCCCGUAUUCAUUGGUAUCAUAUAUCACACUACCACAAACUACUCAUGAACAUAUAUACUGUACGAUAUAACAGCCCAUAUGCAUACACAUUCAACAUUACAAAGCAACUACAACACCUAUAAAUAACACAAGUACAAUAUGGAAACCUCAAUUUAAAAAAAGAGGAUCGGCACACCAAGAGACUUCAAACUCUUAUUUUGGCACAGUACUACUGAAAGGUUGCCUACCCCUGCUAUAGGAGAUUCCGGUGGACCACCAGGUGCAAUGAACCAAAAGUGCGUAAUCUACAUUAAGGAAGAUAUUUUCUACAAAUGCAGCUCAGCGUAAAGCCCUUAUGCCAGGAGCUUCAGUAGAGAAAACCCAAAUAUUACAAUGGCAUCUGAUUUUCUAGCAGAUUCUAUUUCAGAAGCACUGGUUAAAUCCAUGGGGCUCUCUACAGUUGCCGUAAGAGUGGUGUGGCUUUGGAACUGGGUGGUGGAUUCAGCAUCAAAAUAUUCCAUGUGUGACCUGCCAUUUUAGAUCUCAACUUGACGAUCUUCUUAAACAAGAUGGUAGAGCAGAGGGUAAAUAAAGCUCUACUGGAAGGGGGAAAAGGAGAGAUGGAAUUCAACAGAAAUAAACCCACGUAUAGAGAAUCUAUCAUAGAUAACAUUUUGAUUAUAGGCGUAAACAUAAAGGAAAACUCAUGGGUAAACCAAAAGACCGUAAUUUCUGAUGCCAGGGCUGUAGAUGAACUACUUCAUUGAGAAAACAUCACCAAAGACGGCUGGGUUCUAAUACAAUUCAACAGUAUUCCUUUAUGAAGAUAUGUGUUCUUUGGUUCAGUCACACAGGACAGCAUCAACCCUAAAUAUUGAAGUUCAGAAUCUGCUAAAAAAAAGUGUGAUAGAAAAAGUUCAACAUACAGAAUACUUCACAGGAACUUAUUUAAGGCUUUUUUGGUUUGAAAAUCAGACUGGUCUUUCAGACCUAUUUUAAAAAAGUAAAUCUUUACAUUGCAAGGAAAAACAUUUGUAUGAUAACCAUUCAGUCAGACACUCUUGUUAUUCAAGACGGACACUGGUUGAGUUCCUUAGAUCUGUGUUACAGAAUGAGACAGUCUUCUUUACCAUUUCAUAGCCCUUGCUUUUAGUCUCUCCUCAGCUCGUGUCUUUUCCAAAGUUCUAGUGGUCAUUACAGCUGCCUUACGAAAGGAACGUCUCCAUUUAAUUACAUUUUGUGGACGACUAACUGUUAAAGGGACACUCAAGGCACCCAGACCACUUCUGCCCAUUGGAGUGGUCUGGGUGCCGACUCCCACUACCCUUAACCCUGCAAGUGUAAUUAUUGCAGUUUUCAUAAACUGUAAUAUUUACCUUGCAAGGUUAAGUCCUCCUCUAGAGGACACUUACGUGUUCAUAGAACACGAAAAGUUUGUUCUACGACGCUGCACGUCCUCACGCUAUGUGAGUAAAUCCAGCGUCGCUGAAAUCCCCAUAGGAAAGCAUUGAAAGCAUUGUUCAAUGCUUUCCUAUGGGGAGAUCUAAUGCUCAUGCACAUUAGGUUACCCCUGCCGCCAACCGCGCAUGCGCAAUAGGGGGAGGAGCGUAGGCGGAGCCUGACCCAGCGCCGAGGGACAUUGGCGCUGGAUACAGGUAAGUCACUGAAGGGGUUUUAACCCCUUCAGCAACUUGGCACUGGAGAGUCCCUUUAAAGGCAGACACAGAAGAGCAACUUCAAAAAUAUAUCAGGAGAGGCUUUACAUGUCCACAACUACAUGGAUGGAUUCUGAACCUGGAAAAAUCAGGACUUUUUCUCUCCAGAGAAUCAAUUAUUUUUGUUCUAUUUAUUAAAGAUUUUUUUUUCCCACAGAGAAGAAGAAAAACUCCUUAACUUCACUGGAAGGAAAGGAAACAUAGACAAUAAUAGAAGCUACGCGAGUGAUGGGCCUUUUCACUUAAUCCAUUCUACCUGUCAGCUGGGCCACGGCAAGACUGCAGCCCUUACAACGAAAUAUUCUAGCAGAAUGAGACAGUAAAAAGAAUUUUGGAUUAUGAGGAUGGAAAAACUCCCAAUGACUGUCAGAAGCCAUGUGAUAAUCACUACAGAAGUUUCUUCCUUCAGUUUGGGAGCACAUUUGGAAAAAUCUUGACAAAAGAUCAGUAGACCUCUUGAAAUUCCAGGAAAUCUUUAAAUUUCAGAGAACUCAAAACUUGGAUGGCACUGAAGAGUUGUUAAAAUUCAUUUUCAGGGACACAGUGUUCAAGUAACAUUGAACAGUGCUGUGACAAUAGCUUAUAUAAACAGACCGGGACAAAUUCAAUCUUCUUCCCUAGCAGGAUUAUGCUCAGGAUUAUGCAGUGGUCGAAACUUUACCUUAUUUCACUGAUAGCGGUCCAUAAAAAUGUAAGGGUAAACAUUUUAACAGGUGCCUUGAGCAGGAAUAUUUUAAAGCAAGGCGAUUGCUUUUUGACUCCAAAGACCUUCCAGAAUAUAGUGGAAAAAUUCAGGAAGCCAUAUUAUUAUUUUAUUAUUUAUACAGCGCCAACAAAUUACGUAGCACUGUACAAUGGGACUCUCCAGUGCCAGGAAAACAAACGGUUUUCCUGGCACUGCAGAUCUUCUCUCCCUCCAACCUCCCAUCCCAAGUUGCUGAAGGGGUUAAAACCACAGAGAUGGGAUACCAUAGAUAGACAUUAUGGCCUCAAUUCAGAAUCCAUCCAUGUAGUUGUGGACAUGUAGAGCCUCUCCUGAUAUAUUUUUGAAGUUGCUCUUCUGUGUCUGCCUUUAACCCCUUAAGGACACAUGACAUGUGUGAUAUGUCAUGUUUCCCUUUUAUUCCAGAAGUUUGGUCCUUAAGGGGUUAAAGGGACUCUCCAGUAAACAAAUGGUUUUCCUGGCACUGCAGGUCCCCUCUCCAUCCCACCUCCAAUCCCAAGUUGCUGAAGGGGUUAAAACCACAGAGAUGGGAUGCCAUAGAUAGACAUUAUGGCCUCAAAAAUAAACCGAAAGGUCAAUGAAUUUGCCUCAAUCGACAAAUCAAAGCAUCCAGACUUUCUAGACACUCCGUCACUUACCUGGGAGUUUCGUCUAGCAAACAUCUUUCCUCAAAUACUGUUAAUUCUAAAACCUUUGCAGAAGGACAUUUGGACAAAUCAAGUCAUUGUCAUUAUUCUAUUCUGGCACCACAUGAGCUGUUUUUUUUGUUUGUUUUUUUAUUGAUGGACCUUUCUAAGAGAAAUUUCUUGCACCUUGUACCAUCAGAAAAAAAACGCAAUACAAUCUAAUUCCUCUGCACCUUGAAAACAUUCAAUCUCACACUGUGGUAUCUGAACCGCAAAAUUCUAAAAACUAAGUUUAAGCCAUGAAGUGAUUGAGAUAGUAGUGGCUACCAAGAUGGAAUCCACAAGUAUUGUCUGCUCCAGAAUUGCAUAAAAAAACUUAGUAUUGCCUUAAUUUUAAUGAGAAUCUGUAUCUGUUUCUGCACACUGCAUUCUGCAAUUUUGAAAAUGUUUUACGUCCUGCUUCGUUGGGAGUUUACGUUUCUGGAAUCCGUUUCUAUAGGCAAUCUUCAGUACUGCAGAUGUUACAGCCAUAAUCCUGACAGAGCAUCAGGAGGUAUGUAGUGCACACCAUCUGGAGAGCCAAAGGUUCCCUACACUUGUUCUAUGCCAUCAUUGAGACUUGGUGUCUGAUCAUUUGGUUUCAAGAUUCUUCACAGCAGUUUCACAAUCAGAUACAUUAUUUCUCCAUGGGAUCUUAAUUGUAUUAGUUCAGCUCUCUGUGAACCUCAGUUUUUGAACCAUUGCAGGACUGUCAGAUGAAAGUUCUGACCUGGAAAUUGUUUUUCCAUCUUGAAGUUACAUUGACAAAAAGACUUGGUGUACUUUCUGGAGCAAUUUUGGCAGAGUAUUUUUAUACUAUUAAAGAAAGAGGAUUAGGAGUAGCUUAAUUAUUGCAUUUAUCUUAUAGUUCCUGCCUGCCAUUCCUCACAGUAAAAUUCCAUAAUGUAAGUCUGCACUGCCUCUAAUCCUAAGGAAAAAAUCAUUUACAGUAGGUAAACUUUUGAUUAUUUGGCACUGUUCUGACCAAAUCUGCAACAUACACAGCUUCUAUACAAUUGUCUUCCCAGUGUUUUUUUUAUCAUAUAUAGUUACAAAGGAAUCGUUUCAGCACUUGACUAGAAAUCACAAGGGUAACUUAAAUAUUUAGUAAAAGUUUACUGUAAGACAGUCCAUAUGAUUAGCAUAAAUGUUAAAGGAAUACUUCAAGCACCAUAACCACUACAAUGUGCUGUAAUAGUGUCAGGAGUUUCCUGCAUACCCCCAACCCCCUUUCCAUGUAAGUAGUGAACCUUUUUCUUACAUGGGGUCCACUGAGCUUAGCACACAGCAAAUGAUGCUCUAAGCCAAUGAGCUAAUUCUUGUGAUACCUCCUCUUGGCGCAUGCUGCUCCGUUUCCUCCAUCCAUGCUGAUGCCGACAUCGCGGGUGCAUGUAGGUUCACUUUGACCAGCUCGGGAGCGUGUGCAUUUGUUGUCUUUGGCCCUUUAAAGAAAAAGUAACCUAUUUUUCCAUCUCGGCUAGCACUCCAUUUCUUUCUGUUCACUUAUUACCCAAAUUGUUUCCCUAACCUAUCAGCUCAUACUUAGCCCUAUUUAUUCCUCCCUUUGACACUGUCACGUAUUCAUCCGCACAUAAAAAUGUGGUUAAUAGCAUUUACUGUCCUGACGGGAAAAGUUGUGCCGAGCAACAUUACCGUCCUGACAGGAAAAGUUGUGCCGAGCAGCAAUCAUGCACAUGGAAACCUGGUAAUUACUUUUGGGGUCAAAGGCCUGUCAUGGCCAAUCAAAUCCACAGAAGGGUUUGUGCUGAGCAGCAAUCAUGCACAUGGAAACCUGGUAAUUGCCUUUGUGGUCAAAGGCCGGUUACAGCCAAUCGGAUCCACAGAAGGGGUAUUAUACUAAACCCAAUUCUUUGACUACCCUGGUAUCCUUGACUUUUGGCUUUCCCUCCUCUUUGUGUCUGAUUCUGUGUCCCUGACCUCUGCAUGUAUUUUGACUAUUCUUGAAAAAGUUGUCUGGCCAUUCUAAGGUCUGGUUAUAUGUUAUUAUUAGUCCUAGGUGUGACUCAGUACUGCAUGCUGGAUCAACUUGUAAUCCUGACAGACAUCACUUUCUAGCCCGAGAGUGCAUUUCUUUACUGUAGACGUUUCUGGUAUCUGACUUCGGCUUUGCUCCUCGUUUAUCCAUUCUUCUAGUAUCCUUGACCCUUUGCUUUGUUCUACGUUUAUCCCUCUGUCUCCAAUCCUGACAUUGGCCUGUCUGACUAUUCUAUUCUUCUUGUUGUACUCAUAUAUUUUAAGUCUGGCCAUUCCAAGGCCCGGCAAUACGUCUUGGUUUGUAUAUCGGUAAGAGCCCCUGAGUUUGCGUGUUAGGGAGAUUGACCUUUACACAGGAUUGCGAACAAAAGCUCCUAGCAGAAACUUCUAGCUCUCCAUAGCUGAAGGUAGAGUCAGGAAGCAGUGUCCAACAGGCCCCAGGUAAGAAGUCAAACCAUUAGCACCAUAACUAAUACAGCAUGCUGUAGUUGUUAUGAUGUUUGGAGUGUUCAUUUAUUGAUUAUUCUGCCUACUGUUGGCAUCAAGACUUCAAGUAGUCUUUGCAUAUUUGUUUGCUCUAUACAAAAGAUUAUACCUUAUGUUUUUUUGUAUCAUGUUAUUCUUUUGUGGAAGGAAGUAAUAGUCAAUCUCCUAUUUGUUAUGUACCUGCGCACACAAAGCAUCAAUUAAGAGGUGAAGGCAACCGUAGAUAUGUCUCUGCUACCUGUCGUGCUGUGGUUAUACUACUUAUUUGUACUCUUUGCAAUGUAAUCAAAGGUCUAUAUCCAAUAAAUAUUAAUGACAAAACAUAAGAAGAAGCACAUUUUGUGUACUUGUUUUUAUACUGUGAUUAUUAAGGAUAUUGUUCCCCCUUAAAUAUUCCAUCAACUCAUUGUUUAGUGUACAAGAUAAUAAUAAUAAAUUGUAGAUCAUUAAGGAGUUAUUUUUUUUUAUUUUAUGCGAUUUUCAGAUCGUUCUGUCAAUAAUGUCAAAAUGAUUUAUCUGUUAUCCACUCUUUUUGGCAUUGAUUUAUGAAUUCCACAAUUUCUUCAAAUUCCAUACUAUACACUCUAGUUUUCAGCUUAGUAAAAUAAUCAUUCCAAGUAUGAGUAUAUAUAUUAAAGCGCUCAAAUCCAUAGUGCUGUAUAUUUAUAAUAUGUUCUUGAAGUUGUUGAUUCAUGACAUUUAUAUUUUCUAUAUAUUAUAUUUUAUCCCACAUUUCCUUGUUAUGCAUCUGUGAAUAGCUCCCAUUUUAUAGUAGUAUAAUAAUUAUGAAAUCUUGGUAAUUUUUUUAUGUGUUUUAGCCCAUGUUAAGGCAUGAUGGUUUCCAUGUGGCUCAAUCACAGACAUUCACUCUCUAAAUUGGUUUAGAUACUAUUAUAGCCCAUACAUAUGAAAAUAGACAACCAUAUCCCUUUUGGAUGUAUUUACCUUUUACAUAUUCUGCAAAAAGGUCUCAUGGGAUCAUUCAAAAUAGAUCUUUGUGUCUUACUUCAGUAUAGUAAACGGGUAGUGUUGAACUAUAUGAUCAGCCACUUAAUUAAAAAUCAUCUAUAAUUUAAAGGAAUACUAUAGUGCUAGGAAUACAAAGGUAUAGUGUGCCUCUGCCCCCCUCCUCCCCACGACAGUUUUCUCACUUACCUUAUUCAUGUGCCAAGCUCCAUGAUACGGUAGGAUGCACCUCUAGCAAACGUCUGGUAGACAGCUACUAGUGGCAGUCUUAGCAUUGCAAUGUAAACAUUGCAGUUUCACUGAAACUACAGUGUUUUACAUUGCAGGACUGAAGGGGACAAGGACACUGCACCCAGACCACUUCAAUGAGAUGAAGUGAUCUGGGUGUCUGUUGUCCCUUUAAGCAGUAUUACAAAGUAAAAUUACUAGAAACUACAGCCAGGGCUCAAUAUUUCAGGUUCUAUGGUACUAGCUAGGCCUAAAAGUUACUUGUCACCUUCACGAUUUCUGGAAAUGGUCAAGGAGGCAAAACGCACAGAAACCCUCCUGUAGCAUGGCUUCUGAUUUAAAAGUCAAUCCCAUAUUAUUAACCUUUCUGUACUUAAUGCUGAUCUAAUUCGGUAUUUAGCAGAAUGUAUUUGCGAUCUCUCCCAUAAUUCUGUCAUUCUGUGUGAGGGGUAAGCAGACUGUUUGUUGCAGCAUUCAAAGUACUCCCAGCAUGGUGCCAGAGUUGGGUCCACAAUCUCUACAGAGCUUUAAACAGCUAGUGCCAUGUUGUAUUGUUAAAUGUUAUUCCUGAUUGCCACUGGCAAUUCUUAACAAGCAGCUGCUUUGAAUUAGCACUUAGAAUCCUCGCACUCUGUAGGGUCCAUAAUUGAAUUUCCACUCUUUAUGGAUGAACUUUUACUUACCAAUGGUUAGAGUGCAGGUGAAAAUGUUGAUCCCUAUAUAUAUAUAUAUAUAUAUAUAUAUAUAUAUAUAUAUAUAUAGUAAUGUAAUUAGUUUUUGGGAGGGGCAGGGGGGUGGGGUUGGAGAGGGAUUAUUUAUUUUUAUUUUAUUUACUUGGCCAGGUGACUUGAUUUUAAUUAGAUGGUCUAUGGCAUUAUAUCAAUCUGUUUUUUGUUGUUGUUUUUUUUUUUUUUGUAAAUCUUUAUUUUUGUUGUGCUGGUGAGACCACAUUCUGCUGCCUUGUCACAACAACAUUAUACAUGUUGCAGGAAGUUAGAGAUGAUACACAGAGAAGAGUUAUGCAUAAUUAUGUUGGAACAGCACAAUCUUAUAGUAUAAAGAAUGAGAGAGCAUGCUAAUAGAGACUGCGUAACAUUAUGGUAGUUAGUCAAGAGUAGGCUUAGUAGUCAAGCUUGAAUAUAACAUGAAUAGAACCACAUAGUCAAGCUUAAAUUCACCUGGCGGGCACACGCAUAGCAGAGUAUGUGGCGACUGGAGGUAUGGUGACUCCUAAAGAAAGUUGCAAAAUGAACAUAUUUACUUUGAAAAUAAAAAUAAACUUGACAUAGUGUGGCUUGUGCUGUAGGCGUUGUGGUCACUGGCAGUCUGUGGUAGUAACAUAGUGACUGUGGUCUGCUAAGCAUGGAGUGUGCAUGCUGGUGUCUCAAUCAUUAUAAUGCUGCACUAUUCAUGCAAUGCAUAUUAAGUAAGUUAGUAGGACUAUGGCAUCUAAAUGGGGAUUGAGUACUAAAUAGUGUGUAUCGCAUGAGAUAAACAGGCUAGAGUGUAAGGGUAACCGAGUUGGUGUCAACGUGAGUGGUUUAGGUUGUGCAUUAGAACUGAUCUGAAGUUCUCUUUGGGUGGUAUACUGGGCACUGUCCUUGGACCAUCAUGUCAGCCGAUUCUUGUGCUGGGCAGACUGAGAGCGGAUGCUCGAAGAUCUCGAAGAGUAAUGGCGAGCUGUGGACGAAGAGAGGCCUCUCCCCAUCCCCAGGCUUUGUAUAGGGCACUUAUCCGUUGUCCACAUACCUGGGAACUUUGUGAGACCGGGUCUCUCCCUGUAUGGAUACUGUGAAAGGCCCUGAUGUUCCUACGUGGUCAGCGGUGGGCGGUCUUCUGGCCUCGGAGGGGAUCACCAUACGACCUUCUGCCUGGGUGGGCUUGCAAUCCGUGUUAUGUGAACAGAGUGAAAUGCUUUGCCCGACACCGGCCCACAGGCCUCGCAUCCCCAGUCCUCCCCACCUCCCUUCCUUGGGUAUGAGGUGGUUGAUGGUCGCGCUGCUCCAGCUUCUCCCAAAAUCGGGUGAGUAUUGGGUCCAACUGUGUGAGCAAAGGCUGCAUGGUUACAGGCACUGAUGGUCGAUUUGCGUCUGCCAUUUUUCUGUAGUUGGAAUCUGUGGUACAAUAGGCAGUGGGAGACAGUGGCAGGGUGUGUGCCGGAUUGGAGGGGGCCGGGAUAACCCCCCACCGGUCCAUAGGGGGGCGAGCAGGAGCUCAAUCUGGGAUCUGCAGUGAGUUCUGGUGGCGGGAGAGUGGCUGUCUCCCCGGCCAACCAUGCUUCUAGGCCGCAAGAUUUGUACGCUCGAAGCCGGUAAGGAAGUCCACAUGUGUGGUAUUGGUUUGGAGGUUGUAAAGUUCCCUUUCGUUAGUAAACCAGAUUAUGUCGGGUUACAGGCUCUGCUCAGGGAAAAUCGGCACGAUUAAGAGGCGUUAAGAUGCGGGAGCUGCUGUAACCUGCAUCUGCUCCAGUCCGCGGUUAGGACCUGUCCCCCAUAGCAAUCUGUUCUUUAAGGAUCUUGUACCAAAAUGCAAUAUGCCACUCAUCCGCUGCAGGGAUGUAUAUAUAGCAAGAGCAGCAUAUGGUCAUGUGGCACCGGUGAUGAGAUGAGAUCUUGGUUCUUUAAGUGUUUGUAUUGUUAUAGCAUUGUUUAAUCGUGCACACCUUUUAAUUAACAACUCACGCUCACCAUAUUAAUAUAUUUACACAUAUACAGUGUAAACAAAACAUGUUAUCUGAAAACACUAUUUCCAUUGCUUGAUCUGAUUUAAUACGCUUCCAGGAAUAAUUCCUUAUUAAUAUAUGCAAGGUGAAGAUCCUCCAUUUCUAUAAUUUAUUAAAGUACCACUUUAGUGCCAGGAAAACACUCAUUUUCCUGGCACUAUAGGGUCUUUAGGUCCCCCCCACCCUCAGGGUCCCACCCUCGCCAGGCUGAAGGGCGAGGAAGAGGUUAAUUUCCUCCCUCUUCCGACAUCAGCGCUGAAUGCGCAUGCGCGGCAAGAGCUGCGCGCGCAUUCAAUCAGUCCAUAGGAAAGCAUUUCUCAAUGCUUUCCUAUAGAUGUCAGCAUCUUCUCACUGUGAUUUUUCACAGUGAGAAGAGCGGAAGCGCCUCUAGCGGCUGUCAGUGAGACAGCCACUAGAGACUGGAUUAACCCUCAGUGAAACAUAGCAGUGUCUCUGAAACUGCUAUGUUUACAGCUGCAGGAUUAACCCUAGAUGGACCUGGCACCCAGACCACUUCAUUGAACUGAAGGGGUCUGGGUGCCUAUAGUGGUCCUUUAAGAUUCUGAUUUUUGAAGAACCAAGAAUCCUUUGCUCACUCAAGAUAAAUCAGUUAUGGGUUCUGUACCUUAAAACAGUUGGUUAUCUGUAAGAUUCUAUAUUUUCCCUCUUUCUUUUUUGAUGUAUCUAUAAUAUAAUCUAUAUGUUUAUUCCUAGUUUAUGUGCACAUGCAUAACAUCAAAGAGGCUGUACUGUUCAUUCAAAGUACAAGUUUUUAGAAGGACAAAAUAUAAAUACGAUACAUUACGACUAAUUAAGUGGCACAUAAGAACAAUUUUAUCAUAUUACAAAUUAUUUUAAUCCUUUAUAUGGACCACAACAAAUGUUUCCAUUGCAUAUUCAGUAUCUAUUUGUCGUAUUUUACUCUUUUUAAAAUAAUUUUGUCCUGAAAUUAGGUGCCCUUCUGCAUGUAAUUUUUUUUUUUGGUAUCUCUCAUAAUUAGCCAUGCAUGAAUGGACUGUUCAUUUAAAGGUGACAGUUUCCAGCAGACCUUCAUUCAACCUAUAUUCACAGCUGGCUUUGUCUUUUUAUAGAAGAUAUGCAUUUGCAUUUGUUUCAGAAAAUGUCAGGAUUGUGAGAAAAGCUGAGUAGGUGUAAAAAGUAAAUUAUAGUAUACAAGGUUGAGUACAAAAUAUGAAGGCAUUAAGCAGAGAAACAAAAGCUAUCACAGAGUCUCAGUUGACAAGACAUGCUUUGCUUAUCAGUAAAUUGGCACUAAUAUAGUAAAAUAAAAAAAUAAAAAAAAUAAAAAAAUAUAUAUAUAUAUAGAAAAUAAAGAAAAUAUAUAAAAUGAAAUAUAUAAAAAUGGAAAAAAUGAAAAUAGAAAUAAAAAUAAACAGUAAAUAAAAUUAAAUAAUAUGAAAAAUUAAACAAAUGAAACUAAUAAUAUAAAUAUAAAAAUAAAGAUGAAAUAUAAAUCUCUUCAGUACAAUUUGUUCUAAAUGUAAAAGUGAACACAAGUGGUAUACAAACUAUUGCACUAUUCACAUCUAGUGGUUAAUAUUAGUUAAUUCUAAUGGUGCCCCAAAAGGAGGGGGUUUACCACAUAAAAAAGGAAAGUCAUUUUUUGCAGAAAAGAAAGAGUCCUAAAAGUAAGGAUAUAUAUAAAGAAACUAUAAAAAAUGGACUAUUAAAAAUUUAAUUUUAAAGUGGGAUAUUUGUAAAGUUUUUUAAUAUUUAUGCUCUAGAAAUAGUUUUUAUACAAUUUUUACUGAAAUAUCUAUUUCUGAAAAAUAGGAGGAGUGCAAUAUUCACAUAAACAUGCAAAAAUCUUACUCCUCCAAAAAACACCAUAAGUCUGUAUCUAAGUUAAGCCCACAUGGUUAUAUUGUUUUUAGUUUGUUUAUCCAGAAGGUUUCCACUUGGCCAGUACGACUAGCAUUACCUCACUGCAUCUACCUAUGUAUAUACUGUAUAUCUCCCGUCAGAUACUGUUUUCCACUUCAUCAGUAUCACUACCUGGCUAUUUUGUAAUUAGUACACUUUGUACACAUUAGCUCCAGUAGUUGGUCCUAUUUUUAUACUUACUAUCAUCUCCUUUUUUUCAUUAUUAUUAUUUUUUCACUUUUUUUGGUGUCUGGGAUAGUUAGAUAUGUUUAUCCAAUAUUGGACAAUAAAGUUUUUUUAUUUUCUAUGCUUAUGUAAAUUAGGCACUAUAUGCCAAUUACCUUUUACUUAGUAAUUUCUAUUAGGGUAAUAGGACUGGAACCAGGUGUGUCUCCUUGCAGACCUGUUUUCACGCCCUCUCUACUAUAGUGUUUUUAGUUUGUUUAUCCAAAAGGUUUCCCUUUGCGAACGUUUUUUUUAAUUCUGUUACCUCCUCUCCAAUGAGGGUUGUAUUUCUCAUUACAUCAACCCCAAUGAGGGUUGAUGUAAUAAGAAAUCUUGCCAAUUGAACUUUCUACAACUAUUGCAGUGUAUUGGUACUAUGUGUUUAGUGGAGUUUUUUCUAAUAUUGUUUUGGUGUUCUAGGAUUCUUUUUUUAAGUUUCCUACAAUUUCUCCCUAUAUAUUGUUUCCCACAUGGGCAUUGUAGCAUAUAGAUAACAUAUUUGGUGUUACAAUUUAUAUUUGAUUUUACUCUUUCUUUAGUAAUCGUGCUUUUAAAUUAUUUUCUUUGUAUAUAUUUUUGGCUCUUACAUCCUUUGCAGGUAUUACAGGGAUUAAAACCUUUGACAUUAGAUGUUGUACCUUUUCUCAGGAGUUUUAAUGCAUAACUUGGGGCAAGUAUGUUUUUUAGAUUUCUCGUUUUCUUAAAGAUGAUUGGUGUUUUUUUUUGGGAGCACCUUUCCCAUUAUGGAAUUUUUACAUAAAAUAUCCCAAUGUUUAUUUAAGAUGUUCUUUAUUUUUCGGUGUUGUGUAUUAUAUUGUGUAAUGAAGGAAAACUUGUGAUCUUUUUUGGUUUCCUUUUUCCGUUUUGGUAUUAUAGUACAAUUGCAUCUGAUUGUUGUUAGUUGGCCUUUUGGGAUAGUUUUAACCAAUUUUCAUGGUGGCAACUUUUUAUGUGUAUAUAACUAUUGCCUUCUGUUUUUUGAAAUGGCAUUUUGAUUGUAUAGUUUGAUUUUCUACAUAAAAACAAACAUCUAGAAAAUUUAUUGUUUUGGGAUCAAUAGCGUGGGUGAAUUUUAGACCAUAAUCAUUCCUAUUAAUAUAGUUUAUCAAAAGUUGUAAUUCGUCGUUGGUUCCUCGCCAAAUCAUUAAAAUAUAGUCAAUAAAACGUUUCCAGAGGACCAGGUUUCACUACCCAGCUAUGCCCCCUCCAAAUGUAGUUGGAUUCCCAAUCUCGCAUGUAGAUGUUGGCAUAGCUGGGGGUGAACCUGGUCCCCAUUGUUGUACCAGUUGUCUGAAGGUAAAAGGAACUUUAAAAAAGAAAACAAUUGUGCUUCAAAAUGAAAUUAAUGCUUUUAAGUACAAAGUCUCGAAAUUUAGAUGAAAUAUUUUCAUCUUUCUCCAUGACUCGUUCAACUGCAAUUAAACCCUUUUAAUGCUUAAUGAUUGUAUACAUAGAGGUAACGUCUAUGGUUACCACAAUAAAAUCCUUUUCCCAAUUGAUAUCUCUCACAAUCCUCAAGAUAUGUGAAGUAUCCUUCAAAUACGAGGGUGCCUCUGAUAAGUGUUCAGUUACGGAAUUAAUGCCGUUGAUAAUUGGCCUUCCAGGUGGUGUUAUUGAGUUCUUAUGUAAUUUGGGUAAAAAAUAAAAAAUUGGAAUGAUUGGAAAGUCAUUAUGUAGAUAUUCCAUGUUAUUUUUGGAGAUAAUACCUUCUUGAAACGCCUGGUUCAAUAAUGAUUUUAAAAUAAGAUUGAACCUUUUUGUUGGAUCCUCUGUAAGUUUUAUGUAAGUGUUAAUGUCUCGCAGAAUAUUACAGUUGCAAGAAAAAGUAUGUAAACCCUUUGGAAUGAUAUGGAUUUCUGCACAAAUUGGUCAUAAAAUGUGAUCUGAUUAUCAUCUAAGUCACAACAAUAGACAAUCACAGUCUGCUUAAACUAAUAACACACAAAGAAUGAAAUGUUGCCAUGUUUUUAUUGAACACACCAUGUAAACAUUCACAGUGCAGGUGGAAAAAGUAUGUGAACCCCUAGACUAAUGACAUCUCCAAGAGCUAAUUGGAGUGAGAUGUCAGCCAACUCGAGUCCAAUCAAUUAGAUGAGAUUGGAGGUGUUGGUUACAGCUGCCCUGCCCCAUAAAAAACACACACCAGUUCUGGGUUUGCUUUUCACAAGAAGCAUUGCCUGAUGUGAAUGAUGCCUCGCACAAAAGAGCUCUCAGAAGACCUAUGAUUAAGAAUUGUUGACUUGCAUAAAGCUGGAAAGGGUUAUAAAAGUAUCUCCAAAAGCCUUGCUGUUCAUCAGUCCACGGUAAGACAAAUUGUCUAUAAAUGGAGAAAGUUCAGCACUGCUGUUACUCUCCCUAGGAGUGGCCAUCCUGUAAAGAUGCUUGCAAGAGCACAGCGCAGACUUCUCAGUGAGGUGAAGAAGAAUCCUAGAGUGUCAGCUAAAGACUUACAAAAGUCACUGGCAAAUGCUAACAUCCCUGUUAGCGAAUCUACAAUACGUAAAACACUAAACAAGAAUGGAUUUCAUGGGAGGAUACCACAGAGGAAGCCACUGCUGUCCAAACAAAACAUUGCUGCACGUUUACAGUUUGCACAAGAGCACCUGGAUGUUCCACAGCAGUACUGGCAAAAUAUUCUGUGGACAGAUGAAACCAAAGUUGAGUUGUUUGGAAGAAACACACAACACUAUGUGUGGUGAAAAAAAGGCACAGCACACCAACAUCAAAACCUCAUCCCAACUGUGAAGUAUGGUGGUGGGGGCAUCAUGGUUUGGGGCUGCUUUGCUGCGUCAGGGCCUGGACGGAUUGCUAUCAUCAAAGGAAAAAUGAAUUCCCAAGUUUAUCAAGACAUUUUGCAGGAGAACUUAAGGCCAUCUGUCUACAAGCUGAAGCUCAACAGAAGAUGGGUUUUGCAACAGAACAAUGACCCAAAGCAUAGAAGUAAAUCAACAACAGAAUGGCUUAAACAGAAGAAAAUACACCUUCUGAAGUAGCCCAGUCAGAGUCCUGACCUCAACCCCAUUGAGAUGCUGUAACAUGACCUCAAGAAAGCGAUUCACACCAGACAUCCCAAGAAUAUUGCUGAACGGAAACAGUUCUGUAAAGAGGAAUGGUCAAAAAUUACUCCUGACCAUUGUGCACGUCUGAUCUGCAACUACAGGAAACAUUUGGUUGAAGUUAUUGCUGCCAAAGGAGGUUCAACCAGUUAUUAAAUCCAAGGGUUCACAUACUUUUUCCACCUGCACUAUGAAUGUUUACAUGGUGUGUUCAAUAAAAACAUGGCAACAUUUCAUUAUGUGUGUUAUUAGUUUAAGCAGACUGUGUGAUUGUCUAUUGUUGUGACUUAGAUGAUGAUCAGAUCACAUUUUAUGACCAAUUUGUGUAGAAAUCCAUAUCAUUUCAAAUGGUUCACAUAUUUUUUCUUGCAACUGUAUAUGCUUCUUGCAUAUAAUAUUCUUUAGUCAUAUUGACUAUGGCCCCUCCCUUGUCCGCUUCCUUAAUAAUCAUGUUUUCCAUUUGUUGUAAUUUUAAAAUACAGUAUUUUCUGGCGUAUAAGAUGACUUUUUAACCCUGGAAAAUCUUCUCCAAAGUCGGGGGUCGUCUUAUACGCCGGGUAUAGGGUCUAUAUAGCUGCCGGGGGCGCCCUGCGCCCCCAUCGCCGGCCCUUCUAAUUUUGCAGUCUCUCUAUAGAGAGCGCUCAGACAGCUGCCGCACUGCCUCUCUUCUCACCUUCCCUUCCCUGUGCAGAGUGGGUGGCCGAGCUCCUCUUUGUCCUGUCAGUCCGGCCGGGUACCACGCGGUACAGGAGAUUCAGUUACACUGAGUGCUCACUUCCUUUCAGUCGGGCCGGGAACAGGUAACUGAAUCUCCUGUACCGCGCGGUACCCGGCCGGACUGACAGGACGAAGAGGAGCUCGGCCACCCACUCUGCACAGGGAAGGGGAGGUGAGAAGAACGUAGGGAGGAUUGGGGGGCGUGAGUAAAAAGAAUGGAGGGGUGGGAGUAAAUAGAAUGGAGGGGGUGGGGGGAGUAAAAAGAAUAUAUCGCAAUUAGCCUCCUGUGUGCUAGACCAGCAGGCAUGGAUUAUAUGCCCAAACAGCCUGGCACAUACCUGGGCUUUAAAUGCUAUUUCAGAUUAUCAUUAUUUAAUGUCUUGCGGUGUGGCUCUGUCUGCUCACUGUACAUCAUGGCUAAUUUUUAUUUGGUGUGCAUUGGAAGAGGGCUAGUCUUAUACGGCGAGUAUAUCCCAAACUCUAUAUUUUAACUGGAAAAGUUGGGGGUCGUCUUAUACGCCCAGUCGUCUUAUACGCCGGAAAAUACGGGUACUUGCUGCUUCUUCCUUGCUCAUAUUGUACUUUGUUUUUUGCAAAAAAUUGUUCUUUUUCUAUUUUUUAUAAAUCAUGGCACACCAUAUUAUUAAAAGUUUCUAAGAAUGGGCCUCUGUCCCCAACAGGGUAGAAAUGGGACUUUCUUUUAAAAAUGAUUUCCUCUUACAUCUUCUGUAGAUGUUAUUUCUCUUUUUUUCCCUUUUUAGAAAAAUAUUUAUAAUGUCAUUUUUCGAAUGUAUUUUUGUAGAUCUAUACAGGUAUGAAAUAAUUCAUGUUUUGGUUUGGAGCAAAUUGUAAUCCGUUUUUCAAGGCUUUUAAAUCAUUGUUAGUUAACUCUAUGUUUGUUAUAUUAUAAAUUCCAUGCUGUUUUUCUAAUUCUCAUAAGUCGGUGGCCAUUUGGGAAUACAACAUUUGUGGUUUACAUACACAGUUAUACACUGUUUUCCUGUUUUUUAUUGGCUUAGCAGAUCAUACUCUAUUUUUUUGUAUGUAGACAGCCACUAGAGGCUGACUUAGUGCUGCAAUGUAAACAUUGCAGUUUCUUUGGAACUGCAAUGUUUAACAUUGCAGCACAAAGUGUGAAAGGGACACUGCACCAGACCACUUCAAUGAAGUGGUCUGGGUGCAUACAGUGUCCCUUUAAGGUCUGUUGUUCUGCAUCUCGAAGUUUAAACUUCUCAAUCAGCUACUAUUCAAGUCAAACCUUCCUAUAUCUGUGCAGAUUACAGAACGAGUAACCAUGGGCGUCCGCAGGGGGGACCAAGGGGGGGCACUUGCCCCCCCCCUGGAUUUUUCAGCUUGUUCUGAUAUUUUUCGUGUGAGAUUUAAAAUGAACUGCAAUAGCGGCGCCGGCCAGUAGGUGGCGCUGUGUAUGGAGAGAGACAGGGAUAGGAAGCUGCAUCUAUCCCUGCUUCUCUCUGGUGAUUGAAACCGCAGGGGAACAACACAAGCAGCCAGAGACAGCCUACAUAUCAGGUAAGUGAGGGAUGGGGUGGGGGGAUUGAGAUAGCCUAUAGACUUGGGGUGGGGGCAGCAGCAGCCCUAUAGACUUGGGGUGGGGAGCAGCAGCAGCCUAGAUAGCAGCAGGGCAGGGGGCAGCAGCAGCCUAUAGACUUGGGGGGCAGCAGCAGCCUAUAGACUUGGGGGGGGCAGCAGCAGCCUAUAGACUUGGGGGGGGGGCAGCAGCAGCCUAUAGAUGGCAGCAGCACUUGGGGGUCAGCAGCAGGCAGCAGCAGCCGUGGCAGCAGCAGAGACAGCAGGACUGUGCCUAUAGACAGGGGCAGCAGCCUAUAGAACUUCCUUGAGAGGCAGCAGCCUAUAGAUUUGGGGGCAGCAGCCCAUAGACUUGGGCAGCAGCCCAUAGACUGAGGGGGCAGCAGCCUUUAGAUUUGGGGGCAGCAGCCCAUAGAUUUGGGGAGGGGGGCAGCAGCCUAUAGAUUUGGGGCGGGGCAGCAGCCCAUAGAUUUGGGGGGGCAGCAGCCCAUAGAUUUUGGGGGGGCAGCCUAUAGAUUAGGGAAGUGAGCAGAUUAGUGAGCCUAUUGCAUUAGGGUGUGCACCCUAAAUCACAAACACACUCCAUGUGUAUAUGUAUGUAUGUGUUUUUGUGUGUGUGUGUAUAUAUAUGUAUAUGUAUAUGUAUGUAUAUAUAUAUAUAUAUAUAUAUAUAUAUACACACUGCUGUGUGUGUGUGUGAGGGUGCUGGCAGUGUGCUAUGUGGGUGACGGUGUUUUUGUGUGUGUUUGUGAGAGUGCUGUUUGUGUGCUGUGUGUGAGGGAACUGGUAGUGUGCUGUGUGUGUGUAUGUGUGAGAGGGUGUUUGUGUGUGCGUGUUUUUGCGGGUCCUGUUAGUGUGCUGUGUGUGGGUGUUGUGUGUUUGUCAGGGUGCUGUUUAUGUGUGAGUGUGCUGUUUGUUUGUGGGUGCUGUGUGUGGGUUUUGUGUGUUUGUGAGGAUGCUGUUAGUGUGUUGGGUGUGUGGGUGUUGUAUGUGUGUGGGUGCUGUGUGUGCGAGGGUGAUGUAUGUGUGUAGGUGCUGUGUGUGUGUGUGUGUGUGUGCUGUAGGUUUGGGUGGAAGUGGGGGCAGAUUAGUUAAUAUCCCAGUCCUGCUGCCUUCCCUGGUGGUUCAGUGGAGAGUGAACUCUAGCCCGGGUUCUCUGCUGCCUCCCUCCAUGCUGCUGUGGACCGGUGAGGUAGAACUUUGUUCUCCCCACCGGCCCAUGGAGGCUUAGACCAGAGCCGUCGCUCGGAUAGCGUCGGCUCUGCAUGAGCCGACCGGGGAGAUCCAGAGAUCUCCCCUGCCGGUCUCAAUCUAUUGGCGUGCCGCAGGGAUUAGGGUGUGCCCAGGCACACCCAACACACCCCGUGCGCACGCCUAUGGAAGUGAGGGAUGGGGGAGACAGCCUACAUGAAGAGUCAGCAAGGAGCAGGAAGGUAAAGUGAGAAGAGGAGAAGGAACAGAAAUGAGCAGGAAGGGACAUCAAGGAGAAGAAAGGGGCAGCAAGGAGCUGGAAGGGACAGCAAGGAGCACAAAAGAUAAAGUAGGAGAAGGAGCACAAAGGAACAGAAAUGAACAGGAAGGGGCAGAAGGAGCACAAACAUAAAGUAGGAGAAUGAGCAGGAAGGGCCUGCAAGGAGCAGGAAGGGCCAGUAAGGAGCACAAAGGUAAAGGAGCAGAAAGAAUCAGAAGGAGCACAAAGGUAAAGUAGGAGAAAGAGCAGAAAGGGACAGCAAGGAGCACAAAGGUAAAGUAGAAAUGGGAGCAGAAAGGGUCUGCAAGGAGCAGAAAGGGAUCAGAAUGAGAAAGGAGCAGAAGGGCGCAAAAUAAGCAGAAAUUAGCAGAAAGGUAAAAGAGCAGAAGGGGCCAAGGAUAGAAAACAGUGUCAGAAGAAAAAAAAAGACUGUCAAAUGAAGGAGAGGAAAAGGAGAUUGGAGCAGGAAGGACAAAUGAAGUGAACCCUCCACUUUAUUCUGGACACCACAUCAUAAGGCUUUGGUACCUGGGCCAGGCAGGGAAACACUGGACCUUCUCAUCUUCAAAGGUAAAAAAAAUAUUGGUGUUAAUGUGUUCACUUUUAUUUACUGAGUGUCAGGAGUGCCGUUGGGUAGGGGUGUUGCUGAUUGGCUAGAGCGGUCAGCUGGCACUCUAAGCCAAUCAGUAGCUCCCCAUUCAUAAAAAUAUUUUAUGAACCGGAAACUAGCGAUUGGCUUAGAGCGUCAACUGUCCACUCUAGCCAAUCAGCGGCACCCAUGCCUGACGUCAGUCUGCACUUCCUGACACUCUGUUUCAGAAGCCAAAUACCACUGAGCGACCUGGAGCUGGAGGAAGCCUUUGGGGUUAAACCAUUUGAGAUCGAUUUAACCCCUUAAAGGAAAGCGAGCACCCAGGGGCUUCCUGGCAUCAUAGCAUUUUCAUUUAGGGGAAGUUGUUAUGGUGACCAGAAUGGUCCUUUAAUUUGCUUAAAGGAACACUAUAGUGUCAGGAAUACAAACAUAUAUUCCUGACACCAUAGUUGUGAAAACGCUAUUCACCCUGGCUUUAUGUGAUAAUGGCUGUGCCCCUUCCCUUUCAUGACACUGUCAAAAAGGUACCAAGCAUGGAUGUCAUUACAAUUAUGCCCCCCCCUGGAAAAAUUCCUGCGGACGCCCAUGCGAGUAACUAAACCAAGAAAUCUAAAAGGAGUACUCCUACGACUAGUAAUUAUACUCCUACUACGAGUACAUGUAACAGCCUGGGAGUAUUUAUCUUUACCUCUACAUGCAUGAGUAGUGACUGUCUUCCCUAUCCGCAAACAUGUAUAAGUGGUACUGCAAGUGAAAAAAAAGCUCACUUGGGUUUUUAAAUGUUUCAUUAUUCUGGCCAUUGUUUCAGUGUCGGCAAAACAUGCUUCUUGAACGUGUCUCAAUCAUCUGGCAUGAAGAGGAGAGGGAGUUACGGGGACAAGCAUGUGCUUUUGACUGUAGGGAGAAAAUGAUUUGUAGCUACAUUUUUCAAAGUGAGAUAAUGCGCAUAUAAUGCUGACAAAACUAAAUGAAUUAUUAAUUUCAAAAUGUGAAACAUUUAUAAGGUUGGCUGAAGCGAUAACUGCAGAUUAUGAUAUGAGGAAAAACUAUAAUAAAUAAUGCAGUUCUUUUUGUUGCAAAAAAUAAAUAAAAUGGCAGUUUGUAUGUGUUUGGACUUUCAGGCUCUAAAAGAAAGCUUUAUAAAAGCCAUAGGGGUCGGACUCGGAUUUAACCUUCAGCGAAUUGAGUUUGAGGUGUCUCCUAUCAAUAUGGAAACGGGAAAAGCUUAUGGAAAAACCAAGAUGUGGCUGGAUGAAGAACAAGAAAAUUGGAUCUUUGAAGUGAGAAAUGUAUAUCUUGUUGUAGAGCAAUGUAUUUCAAACAUGAUCUCAAAGGCUGAUUCGUUGGAUAAAACAGAUGGACAGAGAAUCAUGGGAAUUGUAGUUAAGCAAAAUCUUGACACCAAGGUUUCAGGUGUUUGCUGCAGGUAAUGAAUACCUCCAAUGGGUGUGUACCUGUGUUAACUAUAUGAAGAGGCUUGACAUUAAAACAGCUUGGAAAUGGCAGGUGUGUUGUACCUGACAUAUGUAAAUGUUGGGCAGCACUCUUAACACGGUUAUCUACUAAAGUAAAUUCAAAGUGAAUUCAAGAUGAAUUUCAAAUUUAAAGGGUUCAUCUAGACCCCUAAACAACUUUAACUUACUAAAAAGCUUUACGUGUAAAGAGUGUGUCCUUCACACGUAAAAUUUUCUAAGUUAGAUAUGCUUUCAAUUUGGCUACUCUGGCCCUUAAAGGGUCUCUCCAGUGCCAGGAAAACAAACCUGCAGUGCCCCCAAUCCCAUGUUGCUGAAGGGGUUAAAACCCCUUCAGUGACUUAGCUGAAUCCAGCACCGUUGUCCCUCGGCGCUGGGUCAGGCUCCGCCCACACUCCUCCCCCGCCGGCAAUGGCCACGCACAUUAGACCUCCCCAUAGAAAAGCAUUAUUCAAUGCUUUCCUAUGGCGAUUCCGGCAACGUUGGAGGUCCUCAUGCAUAGCGUGAGGACGUCCAGAGUAGUUUAAAACACUUUUGUGUUUUAGGAACCCGGAAGUCCCUCUAGUGCCUGUCUGAGUUUUCCAGUAAACUUCCUUUAUAGCAAAGUGUGUUUAAUUUAGAAUGUAUUAUCUCCUACUCUGUUAAUAGCUUGUUACAGCCUGCAUGAGCCUUGUGCAUGUGUCUAAAAUUCAAUUAACAAAACAGGAGAUAAAAAAAACAACAACUUUUAAACACACUGUGCUGCAAGAUCUGAUUGAAAAUAAAUUUUACUAUGUAGACUGUGUCACAGCCAGGGGAGGUGUGGCUAGGGCUACAUACAUUUAAACAAAUAAAUGGCAGAGAGUUGAGCAGCAAGAUGCAUUAUCUAUAAAUAAAAAAAGUCUUCAUUAAACCUACAUUGCUUUGGUACUUAGAGUAUCCCUUUAACCUGAUUUGAAAAAUCCAAAAUAGCAACUUAUUACAUUCCCUCAAUUAUUGUAACUUGAUUAUGCAUGAUUGUAGGAAUUUGACAUUUUAUAAACUGAUGGUCUAAGCCACAUAAUAUUUUUUAUGUGUGUGUGUGUGUGUGUAUAUAUAUAUAUAUAUAUAUGUGUAUAUAUAUUAUUCUUUCUAUUUGUCAUCCAAUAAGCAAGAAAACAAACAUAUUAAAACAUAAUCAUAUAUAAAUAAAUUCCAGUAAAUUCAUAUUUCAGGAUAAUUAAUGUGGGCUCAUAUAUUUUAUGUUAAUUAACGGAUGUGAUUUACGUUUGGCAGGAGUAUUUACUGGAUAAUCAGCACCAUGUUGCUGUUGCUUUAGGGGAACUAGAUGAACCGAAAAGAGAAAAUUCCAAGGUAUGAAUUUAAUUAUCCCCAAAAAGUGCCAAAUCCUUUGAAUAUUUAACUGUUAUUGGUUUUUAAAAACAAAAAAAUUUUUAUUUAACGUUAUGUUUAUGCCUCUUGUGUUAUGCAAUGUUUAGAAAUAUUGAUACAUUUUUUUAGACCGAAUUGUAUGUGUUUUUGACAUUAUUUAUUUUUUAUUUUGUGGGAGGGGGGCGUGGUGCAUACUGCUCAACAUUUGAAGCUUAAUCUGUAAUCUAUAAAACACAUUGAUCCCCAAAAAUAAAAACACAAGCUAAAAUAAUUUAUUUUAAAUGUUGCAUUAAAAUGUAUUAUAUUGUCAUUUGCUAAAUUUUAAUAGUCUCACAUAAUAUUAAAAAAUAAAAAAAACACCAGUAAUCAAUUUUUUAACUGUUCAGUUGUGUACAGUUGCCAGAGGCCUAGUGAAUAUGAUCUGCCUUUAGCAACCAUUGGGGACCAACUAAAACCGUAUUUUAAAACGUUUGAUCUGGCUGCUAAGAAGCAUCCAAUAGCUUUACUAAAAUAUGAACUACAUCAAAAGAACCUUAUUUGGCAGGGCCUUGCACAUUGUGACUGGCCAAGCUGUGUUAAAAAGCUCUUAAUGUUUCUCUACAGAAAGUGACAUGUGAAAAUACAAUGUUUACAGUCCUUACAUUUGAAGAUCUGAUGGCAUCUGCAGUUCCAAUCACAUCAGAAGACCCAGAAUACUGGGAUAACUUUCAAUCAAAACAAGAAGUACCAUUUCGACAAAGAUCAAAUCCAAGCUAAUAACUGUUAUUAGG
Messenger RNA from Pelobates cultripes (western spadefoot toad), 78791 nucleotides. Lineage: Eukaryota; Metazoa; Chordata; Amphibia; Anura; Pelobatidae. The record is from the annotation of a GenBank genome assembly.